Molecule: messenger RNA, 49699 nt
Organism: Xyrichtys novacula (pearly razorfish)
Lineage: Eukaryota; Metazoa; Chordata; Actinopteri; Labriformes; Labridae
Source: the annotation of a GenBank genome assembly
GAUUUAUGUUCAAGAUUAGAGUCUUUAAAGGUCUUUUUAAUAUAAAAAUUUGCUUGGUUUGAAUUCUAUAAAAGUGGGUCGCGACUUAAGGGCCAUGGGAAAAUGUGGGUCCCAGAGUGAGACUAGUUGAGAACUACUGACUUAAUGUGUUUAUAUUCCUGACUGUAUGAGAAAAAUUAGAUACAUUGACAUUGACACUGAACUAACAUUGAACUAUAAUUGUUUUAUAAAUGAAUAGGAAAGUAUUGAAUGGGCUCAAUGAUAGCUGCUAGAAUAGAUAGCUGCUCCUGUACUGUUAUUACUGCACAUUAUAACACACUUGUUUCCUAAGAAAAGUGGCGCCCAGUGGUGUUGGAAUGUGAGGUGUCAAAAACGGAUGGCCUCUUUAUAGAGCAGCCUCUGCCAUCAGUGUGUGAAUGUGGUGUAAAAGCACUUUGAGUGGUCUACUUUGACCUGGUAAAUAUUCAUAUCUACUUUUAUCUAGUUAUGAUGACUUAAUGUCUUCCUUACUUAACUUUAUAUCAAUUCAUGCUCACCUCUGUAUACUAGGGCUGUCCCAAUACGAUAUUAAUAUUGGAUAUCGGUCCGAUAUCAGCCAAAAAACAAAUAUCGGAUCAUAUCGGCCUACAUCUAAAAUCUCGGAUAUCAGCACUCCGAUACAAGCAGUCCAUUCCAGACUCCACUCCGGCACAUUUAACUAACAGCGCCCGGAUCCAGCAUGCAGAGUCCACAUGAUCACAACAACAGUGUGUACUAAGGUACUUACAAAGUACCAAAGAGUAGGAGUGAUGUCGGGCGUGUGGCAGUAUUUUUCGUUAAAGUACGAAAAAGACGUCACAGCUGAGUGCAAAACUUGUCAUGCACAAAUUUGUGCCAAUAUCGGAUCAAUAUCGGUAUCUGCCGAUACUGAGGGCUACAAUAUCGGUAUCAUAUCAGAAGUAAAAAAGUUGUAUCAGUACACCCUUAUUGUAUACUUUAACAUUUUGUGUAAAGUUCAUCACUAAUGUGGACUUAAACUACACAACAAAACUAAGAGUCAAUUUAUAUGAACUUUUUUACAAAAUCUGUAUUUAUUUAUUUUUUUUAAGUACUUUUAAUUCACUUUAUUCAAAUCACUUUACAUCAACUUUACACAAAUUAGUUUUGUUUUUCAAUUAAACAAAUUUAUAUGAACUAAAAUACCCUUGACAGGAAUAUAUGUCUUUUUUUUUUUACUUAUAUGGAUAUUUUUGAGAAAGACAAAGUUUGCUAUAAGGACUUAGUAGAAAAGUAUUCAAUAAAUUCAGAUUUGGAUAAGAAAUAAAUAAAGCUUUUAUGUCCUUGAUUUAAAAUACUCUUUUGUUAAAGAAAAAGAAGUGUUUGACACACAUUAAGUCAAAGCUAAUCACACAGAGUCAAAAUGACCCUUUUUAAGAGCUCAGUCUUACUCUGUGGUAGGUAGGCCUAGUUUUUUUUAUAUGCCAGGUUGAAGCCCUGGCCUUUAUUUUGAAAAGCCUCACCGGAAGCAGGGUGCGGGUGGUGAUUGAUAACUGAUCUGCGUGGACUCCACACAUAGGAGACGAAGCAGCGGGGUAGUCUUCAUCAGUCAGCGGAGGUCUUCCGCAGCUGAGCCCGCCUCUCUCCUCCUCCGUCCCGACCCGGCUCUCUCAUGGUCCCGGCUGUUCCCGCACACUCCCACCGUGCCCAAACCCCCCCGCACACACACUCUGGACCUCUCAGUUCCUCCCCGGUGGUGCUCCAACCCUCCGUGUGAGAAUGACGGGCGGCCGCUUCGACUUUGACGAUGGGGGGACGUACUGCGGGGGCUGGGAGGACGGGAAAGCACACGGACACGGCGUAUGCACCGGACCCAAGGGCCAGGGAGAGUACUCCGGCUCCUGGUCUAAUGGCUUCGAAGUCGUGGGAGUCUACACCUGGCCCAGCGGGAACCUGUUCCAGGGAUACUGGGGUCAGGGGAAGAGGCACGGACUCGGAGUGGAGACGAAGGGGAGGUGGAUUUACCGGGGGGAGUGGGCCCACGGGUUCAAGGGUCGCUACGGGGUCCGACAGAGCCUGAACACACCGGCCAGGUACGAGGGCACCUGGAGCAACGGACUGCAGGACGGCUACGGCGUGGAGACGUACGGGGAUGGAGGUGAGGGGGCGGGGCGCGGUGAUGUCAGACUGUUGGAAAGUUUUCAAGUUUUUUUAAUUAAGAGUAGAUUUAUUUGUUUAUCAUAGAGAGAUGAUAUUGUGCUCUCCCCUAACCUAUAAAUACACCUGAAGUUGAAAUGUUGGAUGUCCACUUAAGUGUUCAGACUGUAAGGCAGUGAUUUUCAACUGGUGGGUCCCGACCCAAAAGUGGGUAGCAGACACGUUCUGGAUGGGUCACGAACGGCCGGUCAAAAAAGUAAAUAUUUAAUGCGAUAUUUAUUAGAGAUUUGAUUUUUUUUUUUUGGUUCAAGUAACUUCAGUAGUUGUCGUCCUCAUGUUGUCCCCUUCAUGUGCUCUGAAAUGCACUUUACUCAAUAAAACAAGUGGAUUUAUGUUAAAGUUUAGAGUCUUUAAAGGUUUUUUAAUAUAAAAAUUAAAUUUGCUUGGUUUGUAUUCUAUAAAAGUGGGUCGCGACUUAAGGACCAUGGGAAAAUGUUGGUCCCAGAGUGAGACUAGUUGAGAACCACUGCUGUAAGGUAAGGGUGUGUUGAUCUAAUCCCAGGAUGAGACUGCCGGCUGCUCUUUAAAAAGUCACAACAGAAAUCAGAGAUUUGAUCAAACCACUGGUGAAUCUCCUAAUUAGGGCAUGAUAAAUGUGACACCUGUUUUUUUUUUGUCACUGAGGACUUCCUGUCCUGUCAAACUCUCAUCGGGGUCAGAUUUGGGGUCAAAACAUACGACCAUAUUUCAUCAUUUGUCAUUUUAAAUAGACAAAUGCUGGUUAACUCAGGCUUUGAUCCAGCAUCAAUACAGGAAUGGUCUAAAACACCCAGUAGUAUGCCAGACAUGUAGGUGGUGAUACAGUGUAAGCAGUGUGUCAUAUCAAACACCAUCGAAGAACACUGUGAACAAGCAUCAUUAGUAAACAGUGUCUUAAUAGCUGUGGACGCAGUAAUGAUUUCAAACUACUGAACAUUAUUUACACUCCCCUCACCAGGGUAUAAUGGGGUCUUACUGAACAAGUACUGAAACAGUGUAGUUGAACCUUGAGCCCACCAUCUUUAUGCAUGUAAUAUACAUAAUAUACAUGUAAACAACAAGGGCAGCAUUUUUGAAGAACUUUUCAUUUUGCUGUUCAAACAAACUCUGAAAUGACUCGUUUUUUUCUUUGAAAUCUCCACCUCACAAUGUUAGGUCAUAUUCAGUAGUGACUCAAAGCUCUGUUUUCUGUUGACAAAGAGCCGCCAUUAGAGGAAAAAAAAAACAAAAAAAAAACUUUGUUCCAGAAUCCUGGGUCCCAGAGUGUGUUGGAUUCUGGCGUGCUGGGUCUGAAGUGCUGAAGUGUCUUAGGCAAUGUUCACACAGCAGGUCAAUUCCGAUUUUUAACCAUAUGUAACACAUAUCUGAUUUUUUUAUAUAAGUGUGAACGGUGCAAUUCUGAUUUUUUCGAAUCUGACCCAGGCCUCUUUUGUAUGUGGACAUAAAUCGGAUAUGUAUCCAAUGUGACUGCAGUGUGGACGCCAGUGUUGUUUUCGUUAACGAUGACGAAAAUAUUUCGUCAACGUCAUCGUCAACGUCAUCGUCAAUGAAAACAACACUGCAGAAUAUAUGUUUAACGUUUGACUGACGAAAUGCUCAUGAAUUUUGCAACUCUGUUCUUCAUCCUCCGCUAACGUUUUUGUCUAGCCUCGUCUUGUCAACGUGAACGCACAUCCGCUCGUCACAUGACAUUUAGUCAUGGAAAAAAAGGGCAUUGACGAAAUAUUUUCGUCAACGAAAACAACACUGGUGGACGCUCAGGUAGCGUUCAUCCGACCUAUACGUCGUCAAUAUGCAACAAACGUCACCAUUGUUCGACAACACAAACAGGCACGGAAAGCAAUUUGUGCUUUGUGCGCAUGCGGGUCAAUUCACGAAUGCAUUCUGUUCACAAAAGAUGCCGCAUUCGUUGUUGUAAUGUGAACGACCGCACAAAAAGAUCGGAAUUAACAAAAAAUCCGAAUAGUGCAUCAUAACCUGCAGCGUGAACCUAGCCGUAAAGUAGCUGAAAUAAAGCGUCUCAGAUUAGGGUUUUUUAAAGACUCUAGGACAGUUUUUGUAAAAGUUUUUUUCUUCUUUUUUUUAUUUAGCUAAAAAUGAACUCAAGCUGCUAACAGAGCUUUCAGGGGGCUAAUAUAAACCUGAACACAAGCAGGAAACACCCUCUUUACAUGUUGUUCUUUGUGUCCACACUCAGUGAUACAAAGAUAAAUGUGCAUUUUCGAAUGUGAUCUGCACUUUGUGGUUGGUGUGUGUUCAGGAACUUCAGUAACAUUUGAGCUGAGAUCUGGUUCACCUUGCUGCUCCGUGAAGGUAAAACACACUCUGACAGGUGUUCUCCUAGAAGCACCUGUUACCUGAGGUAACUGGAUUAGCUGAGUGCUGACAUGAACACAGACAGCUCAGAGCUAACAUGCAGUCUGCUGCCUGUCUUUGAUUUAUUACAGUCAUCUCCAUGUAUGUGGCUGGCUGUUUAUGGGGUAUUUCUCAGGUUCAGGACUAUUUUAAUGAUGCGUCAUGAAGCUAACAGGAACUUAGCUGCAGUUUGUCAGUGUACAUGAUAGAGACACAGAGCCUGUUAUCAGCUAAAAGGAUAAAUGAAUUAAAAUACUUUUAUUCACAUAAGACAUGUGAGUUCAAACAUUAUGAAAUAAGAGGGUGUUAUGAAAUCAGAGAGAUGUUAUGAAAGCAAAGUUACAUAAUGAAAUAUAAAAGACACAUUAUUGAACCAAAAUGAUACACUGAAAACAAAUUGGCAUAAAAUAGAUUGUGAAAUCAUGAAAAACUCGCUGCAGUAUAAUAAGAAAUGAUCUUUUGUGAUAAAAGUAAUAUAAUUAAAAAAGAAUUUAUGACAGAGACACCACAUUGUGAAACGAAUGUGAGAUCUUUUAUAUCAAAUGGAAACUAUGUAGUGGAAAAGUGAACAAAAAUAAAAGUGCAACUGUCAACAUGAAAGGACAUAUUUGAAAAUAGAAUUGAUGUUAAAAACUGAAUUGUUAGUCUGAAACAUUAACUUUACAAAAAGGUAACACAAUGGAGUACAGUCCCAGUUUAGAUGUUUUGUAAAAUUUAGAUAAAGAUAACAUUUGAUGGUUUCCAAAUCAUUUCAAGUCCAAUUGAAAAUAUCCUAAAGACAAUAUUUCAAAUGCUGAAACAGAUUUUUCCUUUUGGUUUAUUUAAAAUAUUUGCUCACUUUCAACCUGAUUCCAGUGUCAUGUUUACGUCACUGUGCUUCAUCAGCUCUUUUUUUUUCCAUCACUCUUUAAACGUUAGUGAACCCAGCAGACCAGAUCCUGGAGUUUGAAAGUCAAAUGUUGUCCCAUUCUUGCCUGAUUUCUGAAUUUCUGCUGCUCAACAGUUCAGAGUCUCCUUUGUCGUAUUUUUGGUGUCAUGAUGCUCCAAAUAUGUUCAAUGGGGGACGAGUCAAGACUACAAUCAGUUCAGUUUCUCAGCAGGACUCUUCUACUACAGAGCCAUGCUGUUGUAAUCCCUGUUGUCAGUAUGCGGUUUGUAGAUAUUGUUCAGCAUUAUGGAACCUUCACAGACGUGUAAGAUACCCAUGACAUGGACUCUGAUGAUACCGAAACUAGGGCCCGACCGAUUUAUCGGCGAACCGAUUAAAUCGCACAGUUUUAGCCUGUUUGAGACUAAUCGAUAAUCAGCCAAAACUUGCAGAUAUUUUCAGAAAUAAAAUGCGGAGAAUAAGAUUUAGUUUCACUCUGAAAAUGUUCCACCAUUUGAAAAGAUCCCCCCGAUUUAUCCUGUAGCUGGCGCAGCGACCUCAUGACAAUCUUCAUCCACUAACUACCUCAUAGCACAGCAGAGUGACGGAUCUGAAGCAGGCAGCUCAGGGACGCACGGAGGAGAGUGGUCCGCCUCAACGGUAAAUAAACCAGUUUGUGAAAUACACAAUAAGUCAACAAGUUUCAGUUCUACCCACUUCACGAUGUUCCCCGCUGUGCUGGUCUCGGUCACGCCGAGUUAAUGGUGAAGCACCAUGUAAUAUGCAAGCUAAAGUUAGAGUGAGCCACCUGCUAUUAGCCUUGCUACAUUGUUAGCCGUGCCAGUAACAGUAGAAUGAACAACAGUACACAUUACAUGAUCUAGCUACUUCUCUUACUGAGGCAGCUGCAUGUCUCCAGAUGAGACUGGAAAUGAGUAACGCAAGUUAAAACGCGGAGGCACCGAUCUGGUCUGAGUUUAAUUUAUGAUAAAUUCAUAAAAAAUAUGUGGAAUAUUACUGAGAUGUGUUUAAAAGGCUCAAACGCAGCCAUUUGUUUUAAAAAAAGUAAAUACGUAGAUAUAUUACUUAAAUAAACUUCAUAAAGAAUUUAAAAAAUCGGCCGAUAAAUCAGUAAUCGGAUCCCCUCCCCAGGUCCAGAGAAGUCUAUGGUGUUUCUGGAUCAUGUUUAUAUCUAGUUUCCUCUUUCAUGGUUUAGUUUUACCCUCAUUUGUGGAUGCAGUGAUGAACUGUGUUUGACACUCAGGAACAUUAUUCUGAAACUCUUCAACUAUUAGCUCACUCAGUUUCACACAAAGUGGUGAAACUCUUCCCAUCAUUGUUUCUGAGAGACUCAGCCUCUCUCAAAGUCCUUUUUUAUACCCAGUCAUGUCAAUAACCUGUUGGAAAUGAACCUUAUUGGUUGGAGAUGUUUCUCCAGCUGUUAUAGAGUUACAAAACUUUUUACCUCUUUGGUUGUUUCUCAAACAAUUAUUUUCAAACAUGUUGUCAGAAUCAAAUUUAAAUGAGCAAGAGAUUUUUCAUAAACCAAUCACAUUUUUACUAUAUUAUUUGAUGUUGCCUUCUGAGUUUUUUAGAUUAUAUAAAGGCUUUCAAGGAUAUAAAUCAUCAACAUUUUAUGGCAUAUAAUACAAAUAAUGUGUAAAAAAAAAAAAAAAAACUUCUGCUUUUACCAGAUCACUAAAGGUCCUUUCACACCAGGACUGUUUUUGUCAUGCAAUUAUUUUGGACGUCAAUAUAUUUUUUAAAACCCGUAUCCUGUCAAUACAAGCGUUCACAUCAGUGACGUUUUCUCAUCCUGCGAUAUUGCAGCAUUUAUUUUUUCAGAUCAUAGUCAAUUUUUCUAAAGUUUCGCAACAACAUUGCGACGUCUGAUCCACCGGUAUAUCCAACAUGGCCGACCGACUGAUUGUUUACAUGUCGGAGAACAGAGUGCUUUUUGAUAAAAACACAAAUAUUACAAAGAUAACAACUUGUGAAGGACAACUUGUGGGGAGUCAUAGCGUCGGAUUUCUCAUAUGCCGAUAGUUUGUGUGCUUUAACAGUUUGCUAAACGUCUUUGUUUUAACUUUCAUCUGUGCUAGCGUAUGCUAACGGUUGUUACCAUAGUUUCAUGUGCUUAUCUUAUCGCCUCUGAUUGGCUAUAAGUUCUGACCGUUUGGCUUGAGCGUGUGACGUGUCCACAGGCGGGACUUUCCCCAGGAAGAGUCCUUCCUUCCCUGCCCCCCCCCCAAGAAUCGCAUCGGGCUUCAUGUGUAUAGUCAGGCCCGUCAAAAUUCACCUCAGAAUAUUUUGUAAUUUCGCGUGCUAUAUUUACAUCGGCCCCGUGUGUGUGAGGACCUUAACACAAAUAUCUACACUUCUACUAUACUAAACCAUUAAGUGUUUUUGUUUAUCUUAGAAUUCAUUUGAAAUUAAAGGUGGAAUUGUGAAAAAAAAUGCAUAUGAAAAUGAAACAUGAUGACAGAAAACAUGAGUGGGUUCCAUUGUAUGUUUAUGUGAAGUUACAACAUGAAAGCAAUUUUAUAGGGAAGCAUGAAAUCAAAGGAGACAAGAGGAGAUACAAAUAAACAUGUUCAUGAAGGGAAGUCAUAAAAUAGAAGCAGAUUUCUUUAUCCAGCUGAGUUUAAUUUAAAUAUAUAUAUAUAUAUAUAUAUAUAUAUAUAUAAAUAAAAACACUUGAUGAAAAUAAUUGACUUUAUUUAAGGAGUUGUCAGAAAUGUAAUGCUGAGGUUAUUUAUUGGAUAAUAAUCUGAUAUCAGACAGUAAGGAGUCUCAGAGUGAAUACCUGUUGAUAGUGAGUAUAUUUAGAGGUGACGUUUGUUGUUUCUGUGUAGACAUCAGCAUUGAGUGUAGGCUUUGUGUCGUAAAGUUUGUCAUAUUUAUGUACAGUCAUACCUGAGUCUGUGUCCCUUCACAGUGAAGGUGAUAUCUGAGGAACACCUGUCAGCAACAGCUGUAAAUCUGACACUAACGUCCACUCAAACUACGACAUGACUGAUAAUACUCCAGAGGUCAGAGGUCAAAGGUCACUGCGGCCCCACAGAGCAGAAACUCAAAGCUAAAAUGGAUCCUAAGCUUGGACCUACUGUGAGGAAAAUUAGAUAAGAUGCGAUGGAAGAAUCAGAGUCUGGCUGCAGAAAUUUGGCCCAGGACCGUCACCUUCUAUCAAAAAAAAAAAAUCACUACCAAAUUAACAGGAAGAAAGAUGCAAAAACAACAUCCAAGUAAAAAAAAAAACAAACAUUAGAAAAAAGUUCCUGCUGUCUGUGAAAACUCAGAAAUAUAGCAUGUUUGCUUUCUCUCUGUAAUUACUGAGUAUUGUUAAUUCUGUUGGAUGAUGAUAACAAAACCACAGCCGUCAAUGUCCUUGGCGGUUUUUAUUUUGUGGCUGGAUAUUCAUCUUUUUUUUUUUAAAUGAAAAAUCAUUAAAAAAUAAUGUCAUGAUGUAUAUUUAGUGAUGUUGAAACUUGUCGGAGUGUUUUUGUCCCUCAGCUCUGUCUGUUAGUUUGUUGUCUCAGUGCUCAGAAUGGGUCCUGUUUAAUCUUAGUCUGAGGAACAAAUUGUAACUUGAAGAAGGAUUCAGUCCCCCCCAGGCAGUCCCAUAUUUGUCCCCCUAAGCCCCCUGCAGCUCUGCAGUGCUCAAAGAUGUGUGUAUGUGUGUGUGUGUGUGUGUGUGUGUGUGUGUGUGUGGGUGGGUGGGUAGGUGGGUGUGUGUGUGCGUGUGCGUGUGUGUUUGGGACACUUAUUGGUUAGACAGAGGCUGUAGAGGUUGAUCAUGACUGCUGAUACACGAAUCAUUCAUUGUGAAAUUGCUCCCUAAAAGAUUAAUCUGGAAAUAAAAUUGUACGUAAAAGUUCGGCAGAAUGUUGUUGUGCAGCAGGGAAGGGUUGUAGAUCUACUUUUACUCUGCUGGUUACAUGAAACCAGUCCUCCCUCCAGUCUCAGGCCUCUCUCUAUAUUUAGCCUUGCUCUGCACCUUAAUGUGGCUGGAAUUAAUCCAUCUCAGCACGUCAGUCCUAACCAGAGACCAGGCCAGAGAGAUUCUGUCAGAGUGGACUACAGUUGGGACUUGUUCCUGUCUGAGCUGAAGAUCUACACCUGUUGUUAUCACACCUUUUUAGAGCUGAGUUUCAACAAGUUUUCUUUUUUCUUUUUUAGCUACUGUGCCCCAGAGAAUCAACUGCUCGAAUCUUUCAUGACGCAAAAAAAGUUUAAUUGAACUCAAAACACCAAAUGUCACCAGAUGCAAAAAUGUAUCAAAAAUCCUCAAACCAUUUCAGAGAAUCCCAAACCAAAAAGGUUCUUACACACCAGGGCCGACGCAUAUAUAGAACGUGAAACUACGAAAUAAUCAGAGGUGAAUUUUGACACGCCUAACUAUGCACAUCAAGCCUGAUGCGAUUUUGCGACUUUCGGGGGGGAAGACACGUCAGCAGACUGAGUGUUUUUCAGUUCUGAUUAGACACUAGUGUUGAGAUGGCUGUCUGUCAUGAUAGCAUGUACUGAGUCGGGGCCAGUACCAGAUAAGCACAUGAAACUAUAAUCCAUAAACGUAAACCAAGACCUAAUGGUGCUGUGACAGCAAACUGAUAAACCUGAUGAAACAAAAUAUUACAAAAUUUACAAAACCACCAAAAUAUUGCUCACCUGUCCCCAAAGGGUUACCUCCCUAUUCCCUCUGUUUCUCCUUCUUUGUCCAGCCUGCAGUCCAUCAGUCAGAGUUCAGGGCAACAUGUAAGAAGUCAGACAGGCUUUGUGUUUCUGCAGCUCAUAUUUGAAGUAUAUUUUCGAAAGGUUCUCAGGACUUCCGGUGUUGACGCUGAAGCGAAUGGUAGCCUAAACACCCAGCUCCCAGCCGGUUGAAUAUUUAUCCCCUUUGAAGAACAAUAGAUUUAACAACUGCCCUGAAACCGAUAAUGAAAGAGGAUAGGCAAAAAAAAGACUAAAUGUAGACAGGGCUGAAGAAGUGAUAGAGGAGAGGCAGUCGAAGAAAAACACGACAGCGAUGAGGAAAGCUAUGAGACAAAUGGCGGCGCUGAUGAGGAAGAAGCUGAACCCGUCAUGCGGGCCAUCUACAACGAGAUCCGCACCCUCAGGUCGGAUGUUAAAAGUGAAAUGAGUGAAUUUCGACUUGCCUUUCGUAACGACAUGAAGAAAAGGUUGAAUGAGUUUAGAGGAGAAAUCAACCGGAAACUCCAGGAAGCUACAGGUGAGCUACAAGCCACCAUUACAAGAGUGUGUGAGGCCGAACAGGGCAUAUCUGACAUUGAAGACUGGGACAUAGCAGCGAAGGAGCUUAAUUUGAGGAGAGGUUUAUAAUUUGUUUGAUAUAUUUUUAGAUGUUUUGAAGUAAAUCUGUGUUUAGUGAACGUGCACAUGCUUCCACAUAAGAAGUGCUGAUGGUUUCCCUCCUGUAAAGGUCAUCAAUGUCAUCUGUUUUCUACCUGGCUCAACAGGAGGUUACACUGAAAGGCCACUGACCAAAGGCUCAAACCAGCACCCUGUUGUGGUGUGAGGUAACACUGAUAACCAUGAGAUGCCCUCUGACAUUGAUGGACACAAGAAUAGAGGGACUGAUGAAGGGCUGAUGGGGUUUUCCAUUGUUCCCCAUCUUUGGCUGACUGUAAAGACCUGCUUGGAAGUAUUAUUAUUAUUAUUAUUAUUAUUAUUUACCUGAGGGAACUUUCCCAAAAUGAUCAUUAAAGUUCUAUCUUAUCUGAUCUAAUUUUUCCAGAGCAGAGCUUCUCAGAGUGUCAGUUUGGUCUCAGUUUUUUUUCCUUUGUCACUUUGUUCAUGAUCAGUCCAACUGGAGAAACACGUGAACAUGAAGCAGUGGACUUCAGGAAGCUUGGGGUUUUUUUUGGAUCAUUUUUUCAACAUGAUGUAGACACAAACACUUCAGGAUUUUCUAUAAUGAUCGACAGUGAGGUGUACUCUCUCUGACUGCUGUCAGGUUUUCUGUCUGCAGGUUUUGAAACUCUCUGGUUGAGUUUGGUGUUUCCAGAGAGGAGACGGCUCUCCGCGCAUAGCAAGAUCUCUGCUGCAGUUAUGUUUGGACAUCCAGCAGACUUCCCAGUAUCUCAAGUUACCUCCAUCUUUUAAAAUAGCGCAUCCUCACAUUCUCCAGCUGAAGGCACCGGGGCUCCUAAGCAGGCCACAAAGCUAACUGUUUUAUCACCGCGGCUGCUCCUAUAUCCACUAAUGAGUCCAAAUAUGUCUGGGCUGUCAUGAUACCUGCAGACUGCAGCUCACAGGUGUCAGGCUGAGGCUGGUUGAACUGCUGCAAGCUGCUACACUUCUCCAGCAUGCUCCGAGGAUGUUUGAUUUCAGCAAAUAAAACUAUCGUCCAGGUUAUUUCUGCUGCAUAAUCUCAAAGAAUGAGCUAAACAAAGCUGUGCGGGAAAAGGACCUUGGUGCAGGAUUUGAAGAAGAUAUGAACAGGUCUUACAGGGUAUCCUAGAUCAUCUUCAUUAAACUACAUACAGACACAACAGGGCUGAUGUGGACAUAUCACCUUUGGACAGCUAAAACAACUUGAUUUAGGUGUACCAGUGUCUGAGCUGGGUGAAACUAAACAAAAAUGUUUUCAUAUCAGGCAAUAUUAAUAAUGAUCACAACUCAUGUCUUAUCAAUAUUUCAGUCAAUACUGAUAACUUUGUAUGCAGUUAUGAAUGUUUGUUAAUGCUCAGAUAAUCACGAGUUCAUGUGUGACUCAUUAAAGCAUGAAUGAUUAACAUGUCAUCUUUCAAUUAUGAUGAUGAAUUUUAUGCUGUUAAUUCCUGUGUUCUUUUUCAUGGUGCUAGAUAGUGUUGAGAUAGUGAGAGAGAGCAGAUGUCUGCUGCAUCUCUCUGAAUCAGUGUGUACUUGUCUGCGCUAGCUAAGAGGAAAGUCAGAGCACAUCCGUUUGGGUGCAUUUCCAUGUAUUCACCAGUGUGUCGUGCAGAGUUUGUUUGCGGAGUUUGGUGUCCAAAAGACUGCUUGGCAUAGUUUUGACGAAAAAGAAACAGCUUCACUGGUGGUGGUCAUGGCGGAUGCUAAGAUUAGUGGCAGUACCGAGCAAACGGAGGCAGUCCGACCCACCCAACAUGAGGAAGAGGAGGAGGAACUCAUUCCAAAAAAGGGCCAAAAGAUCAGUGGCGCACCUGCUGCACCAAAAACUAAAGCUGCAACAGCUCAUCUUAUACAGAAGAGCUUGGCAGAGUCUUUCACCAAAGGUACACCAUAUGAUAAAAAAAUGAUCUGGCAUUUUGUUUGCAUUUGUUUACAAAUCAGAGUUUAAAAAUAAAAGGAAAAUGAACAAAUGCGACAGUAUGGUUAUUUUUCAAGCGAUUCGUUGAAUUUACAGGGGGGAAAAACAUACCAUGAUAUGAAAUCACUCAUACCGUAAGAUUUUGUUCAUACCGCCCAACACUUGAACUCGGGCUGAAACCAUUCCUCGAGUACCUUGAUUACACAAGAUGAUUGAGGAAUUUACUUUGCCUUGAGUAUUUAUUUAUAAGUUCAAAUCGUCACUGUUUCGCACAAAUUAUUUUCAAGGUGAUGCAGCGAGCUAACAUCACUACGUUAGAGGGAGGAGUAAACGUGGUUUUGGUUUUGCAGAGUGGAAAAAAAUAAAUAAUGAGAGGAGCUUUUAUUCUGCAGAACUCCAGUAGCUCAUUAGCAAUUCGCCUUUGAAGGGCCUUCCACACUGGGCACAAGGCAAAUAUAUGACGAGAAAUUACAAAAUAUUCUGAGGUGAAUUUUGAAGCACCUGACUACACAUCAAGCCCGAUGCAAUUUUUCGACUUUCUGGGGGAAAAAAAGACGCAUCCCAGGUGGAAGCGAGAAGACUGACACAACAGCAGACUGACUGUUUUCAGUUCUGAUUAGACACUAGUGUUGAGAUGUCUGUCUGUCAUGAUAGCAUGUACUGAGUCGGGGCCAGUACCAGAUAAGCACAUUAAACUAUAACCCAUAAACAUAGGGUAACAACCGAGACCUAAUGGUGCUGUGACAGCAACGCGAUUGAGUUUGAGACAGUGAAAAUACAUAUGGUAUGUUGUAUCUGAACAGGUUAGCUUACGAGCUAAAGUUACUUAGCACAGAUGAAAGUUAAAACAAAGACAUUUAGCAAACUGUUAAAGCACACAAACUAUCCUUCAGGUCGUUAUCUUUGUAAUGUUUGUGUUUUUUAUUAAAAAGCACUCUGUUCUACGACAAGUAAACAAUCAGCCGGUUGGCCAUGUUGGAAAAACUAGUGAAUCAGAUGUUGCAACAACACGCAAUCUGAUUGGUCAGAAGUGGACACACAGUAUGUGAAACUUAAGAAAAAUCGACCAUGAUCAGAAAAAAUAAAUGCCGCAAUAUCGCAGGACGGGAAAACGUCGCUGAUGUGAACGCUUGAAUUGACAGGAUACGGGUUUGAAAAAAAAUAUUGAUGUCCCUAAUAAUCGCACGAUAAAAACAGUCCCGGUCUGAAAGGACCUUGAGUCAGCACUGCUCUGCACAUUCCUCUUCACGCUAGCUUGUGUAAUAGCAAAAGGAGCUAUUUAUCUCUUGGACACUAAUGUCUUUAGGGGCAUGAUCAAAGCUAAUAUCAUAAUUAGCUUUCUUCCGAUCAUCGCAAUCCGGUACUACACACGCUUGUUCUGUGAUUGUUGCGCGCUAAUUGCACUUUAAAAUAAAUUAUGUUUUACCUGAUUACUUGAUUAAUCGAUAUAAUAUUCUGUUGAAUACUCGAUUACUAAAAUAUUUGAUAGCUGCAGCCGUAAAUGAUGCUCCGCUGAGUAAAGUGACAUGAUUAUAUCUCAGUUCAUUAUUACACUUCAAGACAAUAGUCUAUCCGUAGCUUUAACUGGUCCAGAACGCUGCCGCCUGUAUUAUCACCAUCUAUCAGUCACAUCACACCUGUUCUCCGCCAACUUCACUGGCUUCCCAUCAAAUACCGCUUGGACUACAAAAUUCUGCUCCACACUAUUAAGGCCAUCCACAACCUCGCUCCUCCAUACCUCUUUGAACUCCUCAACAUCAACACUCCCACCCGGACUCUCAGGUCUGCCUCCUCCGGCCCGUCUGUCCACCAUGAGAUCCAGAGCCUUCAGCCGCGCUGCCCCCCGCCUUUGGAACUCCCUCCCCCUGACAUUAGGAACAUUGAGUCACUCUCCAUCUUUGAAUCCCAUCUCAACACUCAUUAUUUCACUCAGGCCUACUCAGACUAGCAUUUGAUGUUCUCCUGCAGAUUCCAGACUUACAACUUUUUUAUUUAAUACAUGGUUGUGUUGAUGUGUUUUUUAUUGAUUUUCCUAUUCUACUGAUGUGUCUUUUAAUUACUUUAUAAGGUGUCCUUGAGUACCCUGAAAGGCGCCCACUAAUAAAAUGUUUUAUUGUUAUUAUUUUUAUUGUCAUUAAUUAGUUAGCAACAACAUUAAUGCAGAAACAAUCAGCAUUUCACUAUGACAACAAGUAAGAUAACUGAUUAUUUGAAAGGAUUCAAUAACAAUGUAUGAUCUCAACAAAGUAACAGAUCUUGGUUCAGAACCUGGUUCAGGGUUCACACCAUAAAGCCAUGAAACAUAAAUGACUCACAUCUAAAGAGUGACAUUUUUUGUCCUCCCAGAAGUUUGACAGAAGGUUAUCGAUAAAUAGUUAUGAGAGACUGUGUCCUCCAGGUUCAUGCUAUGUGUUGCCUCUGAAAUUAGACAGAACUACAGAAAAAACACACUAUUUUUUACCUUGUCAGAGUAUAAAAGGUGAAUUCACUUAAUGUUCCACACUGCUAAAAAGUCUACAGCCAGUAUGGUUGUUGCGUUGAUGUUGACUCCAUGUUCAGUUUGUGAACUUAACGCAAACAUACAAUGUAAAUCCCCAUUUACAGUCUAAUAGAAAGAGUGUUGUGAUUGCAGUCAUGUUGAGUUAAAAAUUAUCUAAUUUUCUCUGAGAAGUUUCCCGAUAGAAAAUUUAUAUCGGGAAACAUGAGCUCUAUUGUUUCUAUCGCAGUGUCGCAAAAACACACUUUACGGCAGUGUUUUACAUCGUCGUGACGCUCCAUAUAUGGCAUGCCCACAUGCGCUACUGCCACUGUGAAAAACACAAACAAGCAUGGAGGAGCCGGGUGAUUGUGGCAAAAGAGAUGACAAUUCUCGUGCAUCAAACGCAGACGAGCCAACGCAGACGGAGGAGCUGCUGCCGAAAUGGGGGGCAACGUCGGUUGUGUGGUCGUGGUUUGGUUUCAAAAGGAGCGACACAGAGCAGACCGCUGUAGUUUGUAAAGUAUGUCACCGCCAUGUCGCUACAACUGACUCAAACACAACGAACCUCUUUUAUCAUUUGCGGAAAAACCAUGAAAAAGAAUAUGAUGAAAGGCAGCCUUUGAAGGCUGCUGCAGAGCUGCAGAAGCUAGCAGCCGAACAACAAGCAGCCCUCCCUCCAUCAGCUGCGCCUGCCGCUGCCAGAGAUCAGGAUGAGCCUGAGGUCAGUGAGGUGGUUCCUGCUAAGAAGCAAAAGAGAAGUUUGAGCAGUUACUUUAAAAAAGCAGAGAAGCCAACAGAAGUGCCCACCCCUCAGUCAAGCAGAGAAUACGCUGAAAAUGAGCUCAACUGCUAUCUCCAUAGCUAUGUGGAACAUGGUAAAGAAACAGAUCCACUUGCAUGGUGGAAGCAGCAUGAGAAGUGUUUUCCCCUAAUGGCCAAGCUAGCAAGGAAAUAUCUUUGCAUCCCUGCCACAAGUUGCACGUCAGACCGGGCUUUCAGUACAGCUGGGAACAUAGUGACAUGCCAUAGGGCAUCACUCAAACCAUCAAGAGUCAACCAGCUUGUAUUCCUAGCACUUAACCUGUAGAACAGUGAUUCUCAGAGUGGAUUCCAGGGAUUGUGGUUUCCUUUAGGGAGGUCUAAACUUUUUUGUUUUUGUUUUAUUUUCUUUGUUGACCCAUACAAGUCUGUAACCCUGACAGUUAUUAAAUGAAUGGGUCCAUUUGUACUGUCAGAGACUGAGUUGAGGGGAGACCUUGAAAUAUAAAUGUUUGAGAACCUGUAGAAGUCUGAGAUUCAGAAACACAAUGUAAACACUUUAUAAAAUUUGACAUUGUCAGAUAUUUUGUUCGGAUGUUUUCAUAUCCAUGCUACUUGAAGUAGUUUUGUAUUUUUUUUUGUAUACCUUGUAUAAUAUAUUGUGAACUUUUUGUACUUUAAACACUUUAAAGGGUUCCAUGUUUACAUUUGGUGUUUUGGAACCAAUAUUUAUUUUAAGAGCUGUUUGCUGCUAACAUUAAUGGCAAUGUUAAUCAAUACUGGAAUAAAACAUGACCUUGUCAUUUCCACUCAAAAUCCUUUCUACAUUACAUGCUGAUGUCAUGUGAAUGAGCUAGCCUAUGGAAUGUAUGGAUGUUCAUUUCAUUAUUAAACCUUGUGUAACUAAUUGUUGUUUACAAAAAUGUUGAAUUAUUGAAAGUGUUUUCAAUAUUUUUCAGAGGGUUCUAAUUAAAAGAAGUCUCGUUUAGUAACGUAACUUGUUGAAUAUAUAAUUUAAACUACAUUUCCACGUGGCAAUUUUAUAUAAACUAUGCAUCAGUUGAAUUAACAAAAAAUGUACUAUAUCGUGAUGUAUAUCGUAUCGGGAUAUAACAUGAGCUAUAUUGGGAUAUGACCAAAAUCUCAUAUCGUGCAGCCCUACUCUGGGCUCUAUUUUUGUUCCUCGCCGGCGGCAUGGCGUAGGCGCGGUGUAUGUCAGGUUCCCCGCGCCGACAAGGCAUGCCCAAGCACAUUUUGGUAUUUUGGUGAGCGGCGCAGCCCGAUGUAAGUAUCCCCCUCCCUAACACAGCUCCUCUCAGCGGCAUAAGUCGUAGAGAGGGAGGAAAGAAGACGUGGAGUGGGUUUAACACAGCCGAGACCUGUUUUCACCAAUCAGAUCAGCUCCUCUCCUCACCUUUAAAUCCGCCACCGGUGUGGCGUUUUACAAUUUCCGUGAAGGAGUCAAAGACAUCAAGAGAUGGCUGAAGACAGCAAUGCCACACGGUGGUGACAGAAGGCAUUCCCUCAACAAGUGUCGCUGUAAGCGCUGCAGAGGGUGUCCUGCACACUGUCUCAAAUAAGCACAGAUGGAUUUGGUGUGGUUAAUGUUGGACCCCCUGGUAAGACAUCUUAUGGCCCUGGGGGUCUAGUUUGACCUCAGCAAAUUUGGUGCCAAUCAAACCAAACAAGAUACAUUUGGCGUGACAUAUGCAAAUGGCCAAAAGGGGGUGAAAACAGCGGAAUAAAUCUUUAACCGCAUGUCUGAAGAAAAAAUUCAAGUGCCCAAAAUCAAAGAUCUCAUUAAGAUACACAUGCCUGUUAAAUUUUGGGCAGAUCUGACAAAGUCGACGUUCGUGGCACCCUUUAGGGGGCGCUAGUGAGCCAUUUUUUAAUCACUUUUUUUGGGGCUACUUUAAAACAUUGCGAUUUUCGCCGGCCUGACCCACCUGCAAAUUUUUGUGAGUUUUCGAGCCGUUCACGGUGUCAAAUUUGCAUUUUAAGACACGAAAAAAAAAUCAUAGAUAUAAUCGAGAACCCCUUGAAUUACAAUAGGGCUUCGCCGCAGAGCAGCGCUCUCAACUCAGGCCCUAAAUACAUGAAAUUUUUUUCAAAACGUGUUCUAUCAAGAAAAUUAUAUCACUACCGUAAUUAUUAUAAUAUCAUCCGCCUGCACUGCCCACAGUGCAUGAUUGACAUUGACUUAGUUUCAGAGACAUCAUUCUAAAACCUAUCGGACACUUAACAGACUCAUGCUGAGCCAAGCCUGUUUAACUAGUCCGUGUUUCUAUCUUGCUCUGGUCCUCUGUCUUCUCAAAGCACUUUAAUAUCACAUGUCACAUUCACCCAUUCACACCACAUUCACGCACUGACUGCAAAGGUUGCUAUGUAGAGUCCAUCAGUUUUUUUGACUUCUUACAUUCCCACACAGCCGCAGUGUCUUGCCCAAGGACACUUUGGCAUUUAGACGGGCCUGGGAUCAAACCCUCAACCUUAUGAUUAGGAGACAAACAACUCUACCACUGAGCUGCAGCUGCCCCUAAGCCCCUUUAUACAAAUCAGAUCAACUGUGCCUUUAAUAAUGCCAAACCCUCAACCUUAAUAUCUACAAAACUAAUCAGUUAAAAAUAAAUGCACCCUUUGUACAGAGUGUCCUGUGAGAGCCAUGAGGGAUAGAAGCCAAAAGCCUUUUUGAACAAGGCUGUAAACAUGUUUAUUUCUGCUCGAAAGUUGGGCUGUUUGAAUGAGUAUGCAAUUGGUGCAGAUUGCUUCUGUGGACAGCCUCUAGUGGACACUCCAGGAGCUGCAGUUUUAGCACCUCCACAUCAGCUUCACUUCUCAUUAGGGCCCGACCGAUAUGGAUUUUUUGGGGCCAAUGCCGAUACUGAUUAUUAUUAUAAAAUAAAAAUAUUUAUAUACUGUAGAUAUCUACAGUAAACUAUAUACCAGAAAAGCAUUUUCAACUACCCCUCACCCCCCGCCGAUCAGUGCCUCCGCGUCUUAACUCACGUUACCCAUUUCCGCUCCGGUCUCAUCUGGAGACAUGCAGCUGCCUCAGUAAGAGAAGAAGCUCAAUCACGUAAUGUGUACUGUUGUUUAUUCUACCGUUACUGGCACGGCUAACAGUGUAGCAAGAAUAAUAGCAGAUGGCUAACUCUAACUUUAGCUUGCAUAUUACAUCUAUCUGAUCUACUGGAUUAUCUACUGGAUAAGUCAAGGGAUCUUUUCAAAUGGCGGAACAUUUUCGAAGUGAAACCUAAUCUAAUUCUCUGCAUUUUAUUUCUGAAAAUAUCGGCGAAAAUCGGCAAGUUUUGGCCGAUUACAGAUUAGUCUCAAACAGGCUGAAAUUGGCCGAUUUAAUCGGUCGGGCCUUACUUCUCAUGACUUAGUGAGGGAGGUAUGGCUUGUUAAUACAGCAGCAGGACCCUCCACCCCCACCCCCUCACCCACACACACUGUACUGUUCUGCCCUGCCUACUGUGAAACUACAUUACACCACCUUCUUUCCUCCAUUCCUCCUCGUAAUGAGUCUACCUCACCAUUGCAUGACACAGCAAAGAAGAGGCAAAACAAGGACAGAAAAAUUCCGCCUUGAAAUGGCAGCAUGUAAGAGCCUAUUCAGUGUGCAGUUGGUUAUUUGCACAUCUCAGCACAAUCUAAUUGAACACAGCAGGGCUUUGUUAAACCAGUGAGGGAAGUGUUUGUCCUCCGAUAGAGAUAAAAUGAGUUGAACUGAGUGGUAGAAAACAGUAAGAGGAGUUAUUUUAUCCCCCAAAGCUGAGGACAUGGUUUAAAAAAGGCACAACUGCAUCACUAUAUGGAAGUGUUUAAAAUAUCUCAAACUGGAGGAGGUGUAAAUAAAGAGCUUCUGCAAUGUGUGUCAUAUUAGCACCCAGUAAUACAGGAAACACACAAACCUUUUCCAUCUCCUGAAAAAGUUACAUUUACUGGUUUAUUCCAUGACUUUAAAACACUGUGAGCUGACUACCUCCUGUUUGUUCUUAAUAGGGAUGAAACGUCUGCUGAUAGUUUGAUUUGUUUGUUUUUUUGUUGCAGUAACCCUCCAUAUGUUUUACAUGAUGUCAGGGACUCAUCACUGUUGGUGAUGGGUCACCCAUCACUGCUGUGUUGUCUGCAAACAUCACAGUUAAGGUCCUUACCAACCGGGACCGACGCAAAUAUCCAAUGCGAAAUUAUGAAAUAUUCGAAGGCGAAUUUUGACGCGCCUGACUAUACGCAUCAAGCCCGAUGCGAUUUUGCUACUUUCCGGGGUAAAAAAGACGUGUCCUGGGUGGAAGCGAGAAGACUGACACAACAGCAGACUGACUGUUUUUCAGUUCUGAUUAGACACUAGUGUUGAGAUGGCUGUCUGUCAUGAUAGCAUGUACUGAGUCGGGGCCAGUACCAGAUAAGCACAUUAAACUAUAAUCCAUAAACUUAAGGUAUCAACCGAGACCUAAUGGUGCUGUGACAGCAACGCCAUUGAGUUUGAGACAGUGAAAAUACAUAUGGUAUGUUGUAUCUGAACAGGUUAGCUUACGAGCUACAGUUACUUAGCACAGAUGAAAGUUAAAUCAAAGACGUUUAGCAAACUGUUAAAGCACACAAACUAUCCUUCAGGAUGUUAUCUUUGUAAUACUUGUGUCUUUUAUCAAAAAGCACUCUGUUCUCCGAUCAGCCAGUCGACCAUGUUGGAUAUACCGGUGAAUUAGACGUUGCAACAACACGCAAUCUGAUUGGUCAGAAGUGGACACACAGUAUGUGAAACUUUAGAAAAAUCGACCGUGAUCCGAGAAAAUAAAUGCCGCAAUAUCGCAGGACGGGAAAACGUCACUGAUGUGAAUGCUUGUAUUGACAGGAUACGGGUUCGAAAAAAAAUCUUGACGUCCGAAAUAAUUGCACAAUAAAAACGGUCCUGGUGUGAAAGGACCUUAAGACCGCUCUGGUGGUUUUAAGAGUAGUUAUACAUCAGCAGGAUGAAAAACGGUCAAGAGUGCAUGGAUUGGCCAGGCUAGGAUGAGAGCACCUUCCACUUGAUCAUACGAUCAUAAAUUACUAAAACUGGCCAAAUCCGCUGCUUUACUGUAGUUUUGUGAGUUUGAAUGACUGCUUACAGUUUUAACAUGAGCUUUUUCCCCAGAGUUCAAAUCAAGGUUUGAAUUCUUUGAUAAAAAUUGACAGCCAUUGUGUAAAUACGUUUUUCUUUUAUUAAUCCAGUUUGGAGUCAAGCUAUUCAGUCAUAAUUCAGUCAUAAUUUCACAGUUUAAUAUAAUAUAAUCUGCAGUGUAAACGAGUAAAAAUGAACAUGUUCAUUGAAUGGGCUCAUAUUUUCAUGAAUGGUGAACUGAACUGUUCAGUUUAUAACUGGUAAAAGGGAACAUGAGCGUUAGUUCACUCCUGGGGCUGUGAACUAACGCUACCAUUCAGAGGAGUGACUGCAGGUGCUGAGAGAUGCCGACAAUAGGACUAUCAAAAUCUUGUUUUUCCCUUUUAGAUUGGAGGUUGUUUUUUAUUUAGAAGUUCAUUUAUGGUGACUUUAUGCCUUGUUGCUUGUCAUUCAUCAGUCCAGUCCAGGAAACAGAAAUCCGGCCUCCAGUCUUCCAGGCCUCUGUGUGACCGUGGGUUCAAGUUUAGUGUCAUUUCUGUCUGUCUCUGAUAUCUUAACACUUUUCUCUCUGUCCCCCCACCUGUGAUUUCUUGUAGGCACAUACCAGGGUCAGUGGACUGGUGGGAUGCGUCAUGGUUAUGGUGUUCGUCAGAGUGUGCCUUAUGGUAUGGCCUCAGUCGUGCGCUCUCCUCUGCGGACCUCUCUGUCUUCUCUUCGCAGUGAGCAGAGUAACGGCACAGUGCUGCGUGACAGCCUGUCCGACAGCCCUGCUGGAACACGUGGAGGCUUCGUACUCAACUUCCACUCAGAAAGCGAAGGUUCGGAAAAGAAAAAGGGUCUCUUUCGCCGUGGCUCCCUCUUUGGGAGCCUUCAGCGACUGCGCAAAUCAGACUCCCGUUCUUCCAUUUCCAGUAAACGCAGCUCAGCGCACAGCGACACCACCAUGAGCCGCAUCAGCUCCAGCGACGCCAACUCCACCAUCAGCUUCGGAGAUGGUGACACAGGAGAUGACUUCUUGCCUUUGGAGGACAACGUGGAUGCCACCACUACUGAGUCCUACAUGGGCGAGUGGAAGAAUGACAAGCGCUGCGGCUUUGGUGUGUCUGAGAGAUCCAACGGCAUGAAGUACGAAGGCGAGUGGCUGAACAAUAAGCGCCAUGGCUACGGGUGCACCAUCUUCCCUGAUGGUACCAAGGAAGAGGGGAAGUACAAGAACAACGUGCUGGCCCGCGGCAUUAGGAAGCAACUGAUCCCGCUGAAAAACACCAAGACCAAACAGAAGGUGGACCGAGCCAUCGAGGGGGCUGUAAGAGCCGCAGCCAUUGCCAGAACCAAAGUGGAGAUUGCCAUCUCCAGGUAAGACAUCCUAUAUGAAGUCAUGAUGGACAGUCCAUGGGUCAUGCGUGUGUUUGUCUGCAACCAUUUUACCAGAAAGGUUCUGCCUUAAUAUUAGAGACAGGGAUGUAGAGGGGAAAGGUGGUUAAAAGAGCUGGUUGAUUCAUAGAUUUUAAUUUAGAUUAUGAUCCAGGGCCCUAAUUAUCAAAACAUGAUAAUUGAGACUGAAUGAUGAUUGUGCCCCCUGCUGUGUUGUUCCCUUAAAAGACGCAUUCAUACCAAGACUGUUUGGUUCGUUUUAAAAGGACCGUGGUCCCCUUACUCAUUUGCUCCAAGUGGUAUGAACACGCAAGCGAACCGUGGUCUGGAUCAAACAAACAGACCAUGGUCCUUUUCCAAAAUGCUGGACUCGGUCCCCUUCCAAAUGAACCAUGGUCCGGUCCAUGGCAGGUGUAAACAUAGUGCUAAUGCAGUCUGACUUUUUGUAUGUCAAUUUAAACCAAUAACACAUUUACACUGUAAUAAAAACCGGGAAAUUAUGCCCAGCUGGAGCCUGCAGCUGCCGGAGAACAACCGGUCAAAACACCGGACUGUCCGUAAAACUGGACGAAUGGCAGAGGGUUUGUGAUAUUAUAGUCAGGUGAUAUUAAAUAUCUGGGUGUUCUUCUGUUCAACAGACACACUGACAAUGUGUUAUCUAGGCAUUCCUUUGCAUUGAUGCCCAUCGUCUCCUCGCACAACAUCUCCGCCACCUCUGGUGAUUUGCAUGAAGCAAGAUGCCUAUUGUUCUUUCUGGUCGGCUACUUUCUAUGCGUUGUGAGACAAUGAAGAUUGUGCCCCAAAUGAGCAGUGACAGUGGUUUGCUUAGGAAAAGUCUGAUGUGACCAAAUGCAAAAUGCAACUAUGUAAACAUUUGGUCCCUGAUCCAGACCUUUUAAGCGGACUUUGGGUGAGAAAGGUCCCUAAGUCCUUCAUAGUCUUAAUUAGCACAACCUCCCUCUUCUACCUUAGGAACAAAGUGUGACCCUCCCCUCCCCUUAAACAGCGUUAACUUGUUUAGGCGCAACCAAACCUCACACAUACAGAAGCAUGGCGCGUCUUCUUAUUUAGUUCUAUUGGCAGGGUCAGGAUGCAUACUGCCCCCUAGUGUACCAGAGUUAAGGUCUUUUUUAAGGUCGUUUUUUUCGUGCGACUAUUUUGGACGUCAAUAUUCUUUUUCGAACCCAUAACCUGUCAAUACAAGCCUUCACAUCAGCGGCAUUUAUUUUCUCGGAUCACGGUCGAUUUUUCUACAGUUUCGCAUACUGUGUGUCCACUUCUGACCAAUCAGAUUUCGUGUUGUUGCGACGUCUGAUUCACCGGUAUAUCCGACAUGGCCGACCGGCUGAUUGUUUACAUGUUGAAGAACAGAAUGCUUUUUGAUAAAAAAAAACACAAACAUUACAAAGAUAACGACCUGAAGAACAACUUGUAGAGAGUCAUAGCGUCGGAUUUCUCAUAUGACGAUGGUUUGUGUGCUUUAACAGUUUGCUAAAUGUCUUUGUUUUAACUUUCAUCUGUACUAAGUAACUUUAGCUCGUAAGCUAACCUGUUCAGAUACAACAUACCAUUAGGUCGCGGUUGUUACCUUACGUUUAUGGAUUAUAGUUUAAUGUUCUUAUCUGGUACUGGCCCCGACUCAGUACAUGCUAUCAUGACAGACAGACAUCUCAACACUAGUGUCUAAUCAGAACUGAAAAACAGUCAGUCUGCUGUUGUGUCAGUCUUCUCACUUCCACCAGGGACGCAUCUUUUUCCCCCGGAAAGUUGAGAAAUCGCAUCGGGCUUGAUGUGUAUAGUCAGGCGCAUCAAAAUUCACCUCCGAAUAUUUUGUAAUUUCUUGUCAUAUAUUUGUGUUGGCCCUGGUGUGUAAGGACCGUUAGUUAUAUUCACAGACAGUUGAAGGUAGGAUCAAAGCAGAAAAAUCUAUUUGCGGCGGGCCACUUUAAAUGAAUGAAUGUGUGAGAAACACUGUGUUUUAAAAAGGGUUAAGAGUUUGAUGUAUUUAAGGGGUUUUCAGUUCCUUAGAUCUGUGUAAUACAGCAAUGUCUCCUGGUUUGGCUCAGAGUUGGUCUCUGUGGAGCAGUUCUUACCUCAUGAGCAGCAGCUGAUCUCUGAAGCCUGUCUGUAUAUGUUAUUGCCAGAGUGGCCGAGUACAGCAUAGAAGUGUUUCUGUGGUUUCACAGUAAAUAUGAAAAACUGUCAGGGGGUUUCUGCCUGUUCUAAACCAAGGAUAAAGUGUUUUUAAGCCAAAGACUGCACGAUAUAGUAAACGUGAACAAAACCACCAAGCCUGGUUUAAAGCCACAGUAGGGAAGCCUUCACUGCAGGAGCUUGGCCUUUACAGUCUGGGGUUUUGGAGCCAAGAGAGCCAUAUUUGCUAUGGAAAGAUAAGAAUCCCAGAUUUUAUUAUUUUAUUUAUUUUAGAGAGGCACAUAUUAGAUUUAUGCUCAUAUAAAAAAAUUUCAAACUCACUUUAGCUGAUACAAAUAUAGAUUUCAUUAAUUUGUAUUUUUGAGGUCUAACCCUUUUUCUCACAUUUUUGAGGAAAGUUCUGUGCUCUGCUCUGCACUCUCUAUAUUUACUGUUUUUUUUUUGUUAUUUACCAACCACUUCCCUGAAUGAGGGAGACUGUAAGCUACAGCCUCAGACGAUCAAAUCAUUAAAAAAAUAUAUUUUUGUUGCUUUAAGUUGUACCUUUCAGGCUUAUUGUGAAAGGACAAGACAGUAGGAAACAGGUCUGGGAAGAGAACAGAAAGUGACAAACAGAUACACUUUAUACAGUGUGAUGGUGUGUGUGACGCUGUGAGCUGCAGCCUGAAAACACCUGCUGAGAAAAUGUUAAAGAGGUGGUAUUGUGAAUUUUUUUCAGCCUCUAUACUUCCUUUUUGAUUCCACUCCAAUAGCUUUACAUGAUCUUCAGUUUAAAAAAAGCCUCUCUUAGUUUCUCACUCUUGUGUCUUAAAAUAUUUUAGUCUGUGUAUGUAAUGCUUUCUUAGCUGCUGUCUCUUUAAACCCAACAAAAUUUUGAAGAGGAGUUUACUGCUAUUUUGUAGGAUUUUAACAACAUGACAACAUUAUCUAAGUCUGGUAUAUACACCAAACAUUGUCACUUGGUGUGUAAGGACCUUUUCUAUCAAGUCCACUCGCUUCGUUUGACUGGCAUUAUUCCUCUGCUGGCUGCUCUGUGAACUGGUCUCUGUGAUCCAGCAGCAGUCCAGCUGUGUUAACCAGACAGUGUAAAUUGUCCCCUUCUUCUUUCACAGCUGUCAUCGCACAAUCAGAAACAUACGAAUAGCUACUUUCAAGCCUAAACUCAAAUCUUUUGCUGCGAAAUGGUUCAAGUGAGUACUGAUAAAAAAAAGUAAAUGUGAGACAAUAAAGUGUUUUUAUAUAAGAGUGGGGCUUUAAUUUAAUUUCACAAGCCUGUAAAAUGAAUCCUUUAGAUGUUAUAGCCUCAUACCAGGAAGGAAAACUACCACCUCUGGAUUACUGAAAGCAGUUACUGUAAGGCUCCCAAACACACCUUGAAUGUAAUUAUCGACUAAAGUGCAUGGUCACCUGAUGUCAACGCCGAUACCGCAGCUAUCCAUCAUGUUGUAGAAAUGUGAUGAAUGAGAGACGGGAAGAGUAUUUUUUAAUUAUUUAUUUGUUUAUUUAUAUUUUUUAAGUGACGUAUUUGAUGGACAGCCUCUGGUGAAUGCUUGAAGAACUGCAGUUUUUUUGCACUCCCACAUUGGCUUCCCUGCUCGACUUUGACCCAGGGUUUACUGUAGGCUUGUGGAGACCUGAUUUCAUCAUUUUAAACAACUUUCAUGCACAUAUCUGUGUUCGAAAAGCCACCAUCAGAGAUUUCAUUUGGGGUACAACACUUCUCACUGUAUUUAAUGGCAGAGGUAACCCUGUGAGAGGAGAAAAGUCAGAGAUUUCUGUGGACACUUUUCCUCAUUCAACGGGGAACUCAACAUUUAAACAUUUAAAAAGACUCUACAUCAAAUCAAAGCUGUGAAAUCACAUGAGAUUUUAAAAGAGCAGAAAGCAACAGUACAGUUUACAUCCUGUUCGUCUGGGUUACAGUAACACCCAGAGUCACUAAACAUCAUCAAGUGGUCAAAUAAACCGUUCUACCGACCUUCAUAGUUUCCCAAAGCAUUUCUGUCGGUCUAACUGGAUGAUCUUAACCUCUAGUCUCCUUCUUUUUUGUUAUUUUCUGUCUAUUUUUUAAACUAAUUUGUUUUCAGUCACGGUGGAGCACUCAGUGUGUUAGAUUUGGAAGAAAAGUGCAACAUCGAAAAAGCUUGACUGAUUUAGUGGAAAAAGUCAUAUUUACUAAUACCUAAAGGGAUUAUAUAUCACCUCUUCACUCCCUUUAAGAGCCUUGACUUAAUUUUGAUGAUUAUACUCACUACAGUAAGCACCAGAUUUAAAUAUAUUUCUACUUUGUUAUGAAUCUUGAAGGAUUUGAACUCUUUUGCCUCUUAAACUUGAUCACAGGCUGUAGAUCAAACAAAUCACUCAGACUCUACAAGCUUUUUGAAAACCUCUUUUAUACUGUGGAGACUUUGGCUUUUCUAUGAUUGUGAUUCCUAACCAUGUCUGCCACUUUUUAGUCUGCCCAACAUUUGUACAUUUGUAAACUAUCAUUUAGGCCUUGUGCACAUGUAGCUGGUUAUUGUCAUAAAUAUCCAAGCCCCUCUGUUUAACAAAAAAUAGUCAAGCACACACAUCAUCAUUUUAAAAUAAAAUCCCAUCCACACAAAACCACAUAAAUGUGCUAUUGACUGCGAUUACAAACAUGCCAGACCUGGAGUUGGUAGUAUUUGCCAAAAAGUUAGACCCAUUCUAUCCAAUCAGAGCAAGCCUCCCUUUCUUGCUCUACUUUCCCAAACAUGAAACAUGGUGUCAUGUUGUUUGUUCGUGUGGACUGACAAAGAGGUGGAAUUACUUUUAAGCAUCGUAUUGUAGACACAAGAAAGGUGGAGGAAGGGUUAUUUGGUUUAAGGUCUUUACACACCAGGGACGAUGCAAAUAUACGAUGCAAAAUUACAAAUUAUUCAGAAGCGAAUUUUGACGCGCCUGACUAUACACAUUGAGCGCGAUGCAAUUUUGCAACUUUCUGGGGCGAAAAAAGACGCGUCACGGGUGGAAGCGAGAAGACUGUCACAACAGCAGACUGACUGUUUUUCAGUUCUGAUUAGACACUAGUGUUGAGAUGUCUGUCUGUCAUGAUAGCAUGAACUGAGUCGGGGCCAGUACCAGACAAGCACAUUAUACUAUAAUCCAUAAAUGUAAGGUAACAACCGAGACCUAAUGAUGCUGUGACAGCAACGCCAUUGAGUAUGAGACAGUGAAAAUACAUAUGGUAUGUUGUAUCUGAACAGGUUAGCUUACGAGCUAAAGUUACUUAGCACAGAUGAAAGUUAAAACAAAGACGUUUAGCAAACUGUUAAAGCACACAAACUAUCGUCAUAUGAGAAAUCCGACGCUAUGACUCUCCACAAGUUGUCCUUCAGGUCGUCAUCUUUGUAAUGUUUGUGGGGUUUUUUAUCAAAAAGCACUCUGUUCUCUGACAUGUAAACGAUCAGCUGGUCAGCCAUGUUGGAUAUACCGGUGAAUCAGACGUCGCAACAACACGAAAUCUGAUUGGUCAGAAGUGGACACACAUUAUGCGAAACUUUGGAAAAAUAGACUGUGAUCUGAGAAAAUAAAUGCCGCUGAUGUGAACGCUUGUAUUGACAGGUUAUGGGUUCGAAAAAAAAUAUUGACGUCCCAAAUAGUCGCACGAAAAAAAUGGUCCUGGUGUGAAAGGACCUGUAGAAUAACUGACUACAAAGCACUAUUUCUAUUUUGCUCCUCACGAAUAUAAAUAUUCUGUAUAUAUCUGUGCCGUCCACUGCCUGACAUAAACAAGGACGCAUAGAACGGUUAUCUAUUGGUUGUCGCGGACAAUGAUGUUUGGGAAAUGAAACUCUGGUUAUCUAUGUCCACACGCAAAUGCAAAACCAGAGUUUUCCAAAAUCUUCACUUUGGCUGGAGUUUUCCAAAAGCACCAUUUUAAUGGCGCAAUCCUGGGCUUUCAUGUGGAUGAUAAAUACAUUUGUUUUAGCAAAUACCUACCUAGCUAUGUGUGGACAAGGCCUUAGACACACAUGGAUACUCACACCUGCCUCCUCUUGCUCCUCUCCCUGCUCUCCUCUCUCCUCCUGUUCCUUCUUCCUCCUCCUGAGGGUCAGACUGGACUGCUCCAGUUUUAAUGUUGAUGAAUUUUCUGGAGAGUGCUUGUGCACAAGUGCUGGCAUUUCUUUAUUUAGUGUGUGUGUGUGUGUGUGUGUGUGUGUGUGUGUGUGUGUGUGUGUGUGUGUGCGUGUGUGCGUCAGAAGUAGUGCUUGUCUAAAUAAGGCUGGGGAGGAGGACGCUUAUCAACAGCUGAAAGAAAUACAGGCUCACACACUCACUCACACAUAAACAGCUGAGUGUGUGCGAGCUCUGCUGACCUUUAAACAGCUUUUUGAAUGUUUCUGGUUUGUUGAUUGAUUGAUUGAUUUUUUUUAUUUUUAUAAAUACUCUGAUUGAGGUGAAGCCAUGCUGUCUGUUGCCAUGGGAACAGUUGGAAUUGUGUGUGUGUGUGUGUGUGUGUGUGUGUGUGUGUGUGUGUGUGUGUGUGUGUGUGUGUGUGUUUUUAAGUAUGUCAAGAUGAAAAAUUGUGAACCUGGUGUGUUAAAACACCCUAUGAAUAAUUUUUGUCCUAUUUCAAUCCAGUGUGUGUUUGGAUGAGUCAGAUUCUCACAGUCGGGGCUGAAGUGAUGAUAGUGAUUCAGUUUAAGGUUACAGAUAAAUCUGAUCUCUCUGUUUGUUCCUGUGAUGAUCAGAAUCAGAUCUGUCCACAGAGGAGACUCAGGCAGAGUCAGGCCUUUAUGCUGUAUGAUUGUGUAUAAAGUCAGUAAGGGUGAACAAGGAGAGAGCUCAGUUUGCUCUCUUUACCCUAGCCCUGUUUCUGUGUGAGCGUGAAAAUGCAACAGAUGAUGACUUAAAGGCAUGGUUGACGAUCUGAGAAGCAGUUGAAAAAAACUGAGCCGUUGAGGCAGAUAUGUAAAAAGCGUCAAACUCCCCACACACAAACCUCUCCCCUCUGUGCUCCACGAUAACUCCCCCUCAAACCUGUUUCACCCUCUCCUUGACACAUCCCCUCUGGCAGAGCAAGCAGCCAGCCGGCAGAAGAUCCAGCAGAGCUGGCAUUUACUGCCAGCUCUGCUAGCAAGCACCAUCUGCAGCUGUAUGGACAGCUACUGUGUUGACAUUGCAGAGACUACAGUGUUUCCCCUAGAAUUUUUUUCAGCUGUGGGUCGUUGUGACCCCCCCCCUUGCCGCUCCAGGAGCUACGCUGUUACAUUCACGUUACGUUACACAUGCUACUCGCUAUACAGACCGUGUAUGAGCUUAAAUGUUACCCUUCACAUUAGUGGAAGACGCUCUGACAGGAUUUGAUGUGCUCAUUGAUGACACAUAACAAGUCGAAAAUAACGUUGUGUUGUUGUGCUCACACAGCACAAGUAGAAAUUAUUAGUGCCGCAUUGAUAAUAAUGCUACGAAUGCUAUUAAUGCUACUUGCUAUAUAGACCAAGUAUAAGCUUGAAUGUUACGUUGAUUAACUUUGACCUAACUUAGCUUUAACUUCGGCCUAACUUGAUUAACUUUGACCUAACUUAACUUUAACUUUGGCCUAACUUGAUUAACUUUGACCUAACGCCUUAUAGACAUAACAGAAGAGGGUCCAACAAGAUUUGAUGCGCUCCUUUAUGACUCAUAACAAGUCGGAAAUAACGUUGUGUGUUGUUGUGCUCACACAGUGCAUGUAGAAUCAUUCAGCGGUGCGCCACUGCUGAAUGAAUGUAGGGGAAACACUGCUGAUACAUGUGAGUCCAAGGUAGAAUUAUAUAAGAUAAAAACUUUUUUUUUAUGUGUGGCGGCUUAUUUUAGCCGUGGCAGUGCGCCACGAUCAAUUGCAUGUAGGGGAAACCCUGGAGUAAUAAGAAUUAUUUAUGUAACGUGCCACCUGAGUGUGCAUACCUGAGUACUUAAAGUGUGUGGAUUUGGUGGCAAACUUGCCUGCAUCGUCCAGCCCACAGGCUAAUUUUAUUUUAUUUUAUUUUUUUCAUUAACAGAUGUAAACUUUGACCUAACUCCUUAGAGACAUGAUAGAAGAGAAUUAAAUUACUGUCUGCAGUUUCACCAAUCACUGACCACAGUCUGAUCAAACUGACAUAAUAGAAAUAAAAAGUUUGAGGAGAGGAAACCUGAUAGCAGAAAAUCCCACCCAGAGAUCUGCAGGAUGUCUGCAUUUUACUGACAAAUGAAUUCAGUGUAUGAUUGAAAUGUGUGACUGUGUGAGUCUGUUGUUCACUCACUCUGUGUGUAUUUGUGUGUGUGUGUUUGUAGGACGUCACACGCCCGGGCCAAAGGCGAGGCUGCAGACCAGGCUGCACAGUCGGCCAGUCAGGACUCAGAUAUCGCCCGAGCAGUCGCCCGAGAGUUGUCCCCCUCCUUCCACCAACCAGGUACGACAACAACACUAAUACACAACAACAUAAGCACCAGUCUGUGAUGGACAACCAACAUUUUCACAAAUCAGUUAAAAGAAAUCCUACAUUGAAGGGAUGUUGAUCAAUUUCAACGAAAUCUAAACUACAUAUAGUUGUGAAUUGUGCCUCAGUGACUCACUAACUAAUGACAGUGUCCAGGAUGCUGCAGUCUGGAGCUUCAUUCACUGCUUUCUGUAUGUUAUCAGUUUUUAGUUGUAACAUUUGUUAUUAUUCUGAAGUGAGUUAUUAGAGUAAAUGUGAUUUAAGGUCCUUACGUAUCGGGACUGUUUUUGUCUUGCGAUUAUUUCAGACGUCAAUAUUUUUUUCCAAACCCAUAUCCUGUCAAUAGAAGUGUUCACAUCAGCAACGUUUUCCCAUCCUGUGAUAUUGCGGCAUUUGUUUUUUCAGAUCACAGUCGAUUUUUCUAAAGUUUCAGACUGUGUGUCCACUUCUGACCAGUCAGAUUGCGUGUUGUUGCGACGUCUGAUUCACCGGUAUAUCCAACAUAUCUAACAUAUGCGACUGGCUAAUUGUUUACGUGUCAGAAACAGAGUGCUUUUUGAUAAAAGACACAAAUAUUACAAAGAUAACGACCUGAAGGACAACUUAUGGAGAGUCAUAGCAUUGGAUUUUUCAUAUGAGGAUAGUUUGUGAGCUUUAACAUUUUGCUAAACAUCUUUGUUUAUCUUUCAUCUGUGCUAACAUUAGCUAACAAUUGUUACCAUAGUUUCAUGUACUUACAGUAUCUGGUACUGGCCCCGACUCAGUACAUGUUAUCAUGACAGACAGACGUCUCAACACUUGUGUCUAAUCAGAACUGAAAACAAUCAGCAACCGUGGUACAGUUUCAGCUCCUUAACCAAGCAGUGAAACUCAUCAAGUUCUCUUCUUUUUUGUAAUAUUGGAUGCACCCAUGUGCUACAUUUAUUUUUCUUUUGAGAAAGCAAAAGGAGUACCAAUUCGCCAUCACUUUAAGUUGAAGUAGACUCCAUUUUUGUCUUCUCGCUUCCAGCCGGGAUGCUGUGUGUUGUUAAGGGAAGGUCCCACCCUCUUAGUCUCUGAUUGGCUAUAAGUGCUGACCAUUUGGCUUGAGCGUGUGAUGACGUUUUCAGCUUUUCUGGCCAGUCAGAGGCGAAGGAGGCAGGACUUUCCCCCAGAAAAGUCUUCCCUGGGAUGCAUCUUUUACCCCCCUGAAAGUCGCAAAAUCGCGUCCGGCUUCAUGUGUAUAGUCAGGCGCUACAAAUUCGCCUGAGAAUAUUUCGUGUUCUAUAUUCGUGUUGGUGUGUAAGGAUCUUUAUUCUGAAACUUUAUAAUGAAUGUGUGGCGUGACUGGUGUGUUUUGAGGACCGAGAAGCAGACACAGAGGCAGAUAUCAACAUAAGAUGUAAUUUUAAUGUCCAAACUCAGGUCAAAGGCAAAAAGAGGAAGUCCGAUAGGCUGGUUGGCUGGCUGUCGUGUGGGCUGGAGACACUGCAGGAAAAAUAGAGGAGAGGGAAAUGAGUAAACAUACAAUGAAUCAGGAACUGCAGAGUUACUGGUACAAAUUCACGAAAGGAGGCCAGGAGACGCGUCUGUACCACUGGGAAGUGAAGACAAUACUCAGGCGCUGAGACUGAGGGCUGCAGGCUUCUUAAAGUGCCUUGAUUGGAGAUGUGGAGCAGGUGUGUAGUCUCACUCAGCCUCAGCGACCGGGGGAGGGGAGGAAGCUCUGGAAGAGAAUAAAGCCAGACCAGGCAAACAAGGAAACACAGGAAGUCCAACUAAAAUAAAACAAGAGGAGGAGGCGUCUCACCACAGAAUGAACAAAAACAGUUUUGAUUUGACACUAUGAUAGUUUUUGUAACUGCUGAUCUUUAUGUGAAUGAGCUGAGCAGCAAUAAGCUGAUCCUAACUUCAAACCCUAAUUCACAUGAGAUGGCAGCCCCCCAUACCAGGCACAAACAGGGGGGUACUGAUACCCACCUCUCUAUUCUUAAGAGAAAGUAAACUAAAACAUAUUUUGUGCGCAAAAAAGAGCCACAUAUCUUACUAUCACUUCAGACUAUGAAACAGUGUAAACAUGCAUAUUCCAUUUUACAGAUAUCUUAUCAACACCACAGGGUUUCUUUAAACUUGUAUCUAACAUAAGUACAUAUAGAAUAUUUCAAGACUGAGGUCAUUUACCUCACUGUGAAUUUAAACUUGAGCUAUAAGAGCGAGAAGUGUGACGAGACGCCGCUACAGCUGUAGUCUACUGCACUUUGAAGACAGAGCUUUCGUAAAACUCAUGCCACGUUGAGGUGAAUACUUAGUCAAACUGGACAUGCUUCCUCCUGUGCUAACUGAGUCACCUUUUUUUUUUAAUCUUUGCAGCGGUUACUGCGUCACAAAUGAGGCAAUGUUCCCCUGACACAGCAGGUCCUGGCAGAUCAGUAGAGCUUUAUAUAGACUCCAAAAUCCUCACUGAGGUUAAACGAUAAAAGAUCUGUUACCAUCAGGAACAAAAAACUAAAUCCAUGAAUCUCAUCCAUGAAUCUGGAACAUGUUCUUAACCUGUACUUAAUUGUCAUAUUCAGUGAUUUAUCAGAGAUUUUCACAUCACAGAAACCAGAGUGUCCAUCUUAUCAGUGGUAAAGAAGAUUGUGACAGGAAGGUGUUCUAUAAAAACACAUCAUCCUCUUCGUAUUAUGCUCUGUCAUCCAUUCUCUAAUUUCACCAUGAGGUUCAUUUAGAUAUCCAGGCCCUGACUUUGUUUUCUGUUGUAUCUUAGUGUGUGUUCACAAACAAGUUUUGUUUGCUCACAUAUAUAGUACAGCCCAAAAGUUUGGACACACCUUCUCAUUCAAUGUCUUUUCUUUAUUUUUUAUAUGACUAUUUACAUUGUAGAUUAUCACUGAGGGCAACAAAACUAUGAAUGAACUUGUGGAAUUUUUUACUUAUUAAAAAAGUGUGAAAUAACUGAAAACAAGUUUUAUAUUCUAGUUUCUUUAAAAUAGCCACCCUUUGCUCUUGAUGACAGAAGUACUUAGUGACUGACUCUGUCAUUCACGAGGUAACCCUGACAAGACACAUCUGUGGAGUAAAAACCAUUUCAGGUGACUACCUCAUGAAGCUCAUUGAGAGAACAGCAAAAGUUUGCAGCGCUAUCAAAAAAGCAAAGGGUGACUACUUUGAGGAAUCUAAAAUAUAAAACAUGUUUUCAGUUAUUUCACACUUUUUUCUUAAGCACGAUUGCACAUGUGUUCAUUCAUAGUUUUGAUGCCUUCACUAAGAAUCUACAAUUUAAAUAGUAAUGAGAAUAAAGAAAAUGCAUUGAAUGAGAAGGUGUGUCCAAACUUUUGACCUGUACUGUAGACUCUUUGGUUUCACUUAGGGCCCGACCGAUAUGGAUUUUUUUGGGCCAAUGCCGAUACCUAAUUUUAGGGGGGAAAAAUUUUGAUGACCGAUCAAUCAGCCGAUUUUAAAUUUUUUUUAUGAAGUUCUAAAAGAUAUGUAUAUACUGUAGAUAUCUGCUCUUCACGCCGACAGGUAGCCUGACUGACCAAACUCAGACCAGUGCCUCCACGUCUUAACUCACGUUACUCAUUUCCGGUCCGGUCUCAUCUGGAGACACGCAGCUGCCUCAGUUAGAGAAGUAGCUUUAUCGCGUAUUGUGUACUGUUGUUUAUUCUGGCACGGCUAACAGUGUAGCAAGGCUAAUAGCAGAUGGCUAACUCUAACUUUAGCUUGCAUAUUACAUGGUGCUUCACCGUUAAGCACAGCGGGGAACAUCGUGAAGUGGGUUGAACUGAAACUUGUUCACUUCACUAUCCCCUUUCCAAACAUCACAACUAGUGUUUUGAAAUGUUUACUAAAAAUAUGAUUCUGUCAACCUCUGUGUGUUCCAGGCCCUGACUACAUUCGACAGAAGUACAACGAGCCGGUGGAGGUGAAGGAGGUAGUGGAGGAGAAGGAGAAGUCUCCAUCAGGAAGUCCUCAUUUCUACAGGAAAGGUACAACGCCUAGCCAGUCCCCCUCUGAGAGUCCAGGAGCCAGCCCCCCUCCCUCACCCUCAGCCGCAAAAUUGUCCUUUUUCAGCAGUAAAACUCCAGCCAGCACCGCCCCUGCUGUCAAAGAGAACAAACCCCCCACAGCUGAGUCCCUGACGGCAGGUAGGACAUGAAGUGAACAUAUUACUGUUUAAUAAGAACUGUACUUCAUAUCUGACUAACACAGUGAAACAUCCAUUAGCAGCUUAACAAGAUUCAGCUCAUGGUUUAAUAACCAGCAGAGUGAACACAUGAUUCAUCUGACAGAGAGUUAGAGCAGCACGACCAGGACAAACAAGAACUUAUCUGGUUUAUAGGCCUGUGAGCUACAUGGAGCGAGAAGACUGCAGACGACUUCUGAGGAAAAGUCUGUCUCUGGUUUGUUUUCGGGACUGAAAAAUGAAGCCAGUUGUGAAAAGCCUUUGCUCUUUUGUUUCACUAAACUCAAGUCAUCAUCACCACUGUUAACAUAAUAAACCUGAAAACUCCUAAAGUGCACCACUUUAGAAAUAUGACAUGAAAAGUUGCACACAGCAGUGAAUGGGUCCUCUGUGUUUGUCUACUAUAGUGUCUUUAUCAGACAAGAAAAUAGUCUAAAAGGCUCUGAGUUUUGAUGUGUUGGGAAUACAACAUAAAGUGUGAAGUACUUGCGUAAGUAUCAUCCCACAUCAUGGCAAACUCAGUUCAUGCCUCUUUGGUCAGGUGGUCCUUUAAUGCCAAAGCAGCAGUGGUAUAUACAGUAGAUAUUUGCAGAAAGGACCUGUUUUCUAUCAAGUUAAAGGUAGUUGAACUCUAUGGUUAAAUUGCAGGACACCACACCAAAGAGGCCAAUUAACCUAACCCCACUUCUGCAUGUUUUUGGGAUGUGGGAGGAAACCGGAGUACCUGGAGUAAACCCACGCAGACACAGGGAGAACAUGCAAACUCCACACAGAAACGCCCUGACCCGGAUUCGAACCCAGGACCUUCUUGCUGUGAGACGACACUGCUCAACAUAUCCAUACCAAAAAAAAAACAGAUCAAUCCACACUCUGGGUUGGUGGUUUGAUCUUCCUUUACUUCUUUGUAGCUGGGCAAAGAAACUGAACCUCCAAACCACCCACUGCUCCUCAGACAAGAGGAGGAUUUGCUCCUGGGACGAUCUAUCAUCACUUUGGUUAACUGCUUGUCUUCUGCUUUCUUCUGCAGGAAUCACAAAGGCAGCAUCUAAACUGUCUCUCAAACAGGAAGUGAGACAACAGGAAGUGAGACAACAGGAGGCGCCUGCUGCUGUCAAACCAGCUGUUUCCACGACCACCACCACCAGUUACCCCAGCAACGGGCAGAUUCACUCUCAGUACCAUGGUUACUAUGUCAUGGCCGAUGUCAAGGCCCCACCACCGGAAGACGCAAUCGGUUUGGAGGAAGACUUCCACCCGUCAAGUCUUGCACGCCUGCCACCACCUGCCAAACAGAUUCUGGCACCAGCACCGAAACCCUUGCCAGCCCGGAGCCCCUCACCGGCUCCCCCCAAAGAGUCUGCCAAAGCUCCAGAGUCUGCCAAGCCAAAACGACAGGAAUCAACCAAACCAAAGAGCCUCGCAGAAACCAAGAAAGCUAGCAUGGAGAUAGCUCCUGAAAUAAUAGAAGAAGAGUCGGUGAGUGAGACUGCAUUGCAAAGAUUUGCUCUAGAUUUAAACCUGAAGAGUAGAGCACAUCUACAUGUCUUACAGGGGUCUCUGACUGUUCUGUCCUACUGGUUUGAAGUUUUAAAACCAAAGGCAUCAUGACUAGUUUGGAGAUCUGGUUCAGAAAAAUCCACUCAGCUCAGGCAGGGAUUAAACCCAUGAACUGGUUCAGGUAAUGCUGGAAGACUUCAGCCUGUUCCAGUCUGUGAACUACCUUCCUCUUUGAUGGUGCAACAUCCAUUGAAGUGGUUCAAUGGUUUAUGACUAUUGAGAAUCAAAAGAUGUUUUGGGCCUUUAAUGGCUGAUGAUACUGAGCUCACACAGGUGACCCUGAGUUCAGUGCUGUUCUGGACAUUCAGAUAAUGCAUUGCAAAUGGUACUGAGAAAUCUAGACAGGUCAAAAUACCAGUUCGCUCCAUAUUUUUUAGUUUAGUUGCAAGCUUUUGUCAAGGGCUGUGAAUUUCAAUCAUUUUAGCUUUCAUUCUGCCAGCCUGGGACAACAUCGAGAAUCUUUGCAUGAUUAGCAGUUCUAAAAACUCCUUAUCGUUCCUUGACUGGUGUCCCUGAAAACUCUAAUUCCAGCUCUAUUCAGCAUUUAUCUGAAACGCUGCAUUUUGGCUAACUUUAUACUGAUAGAGUGUUACUUUUUACACAGCUUUGUAAUCAUCAAACAACCUAAGGUUUCUUUUGGAAAACAUCUGACCUGAGCUGGUGGUGCCCACAUCAGCUGACUGUUAAGCUAUGUUAUCAUACAUUAUAGUCCCAUUAUCUCCUUUGUGAUAUGUCCUCAAGCUUGUGGCUCUGAGCUUCAUGAAGGUCUUCACAGAUAAACAGCUCCAGUUUUCAGUAACAGCUGAGACUCAAGUCCGGCUUGUAUUUGUCUUUAUUUACAAAGGAGUCCUCAGUGAAGUGGCCAGCACUAACAGCUUUGGUUCCCUCUGUCUUCUUGAGCCUUCGUCUUUGAGAAGAGAAAAUAGCUGAGACUUUCCUUCAUGACCAAAAUAAGAGUGAAACUCUCAGAGACAGACUGAACCAACAUAGAGAAGAGAAGAGGAGGAAGAGGAGCAGGAAAUCAGACUAUAUAGCUUUUGGGUGGAUGUGUCCUCUACUAUCAUCCUAAUAUUGUGGACACAUGUCACAUCAUUUAGAAAUCUGUAAAACUCACCUGUAGAUGACAUCCUUUUUCUCACAUUAUAUUUCUCUAACUUUGCAGUGGGUUAAUAUUGACAUCCAGCACUCAUUAGUUAGCUAAAAAAGAGAUAAUUAAAAGCGGAGAGCAUCUCUUAUGGUGGAGUCAGUCUGGAGGUGGAGAGAGAUGCUAAUCAUGCCUAAAUGAAUUCAUUUGAACCCAUCAUAAACUUUGAUCAUAAAUAAGAACUAACAAGUCUUUCUUGUGUCUUCUUCACAGGGCCCUAACUCUAUCUUGGUGGUCUUGGUGAUGUUGUUGAAUGUAGGUCUAGCUAUCAUUUUUGUCCAUUUCCUCACCUGACCAAAUCUUAACUCAGGUAAGAAUUGAUAUCAUUGUUAUCACUCGUAUUAGAUCAUUUGGUUUUUUUUUUAAUCCAAUCCUGCUUUUGAUGAAACUGAAAUAGUAUUGGUGCUUUAUAUGUGAAUGGUUCAAUGUUAAGAAUAGUUCACUGUAAUGCUCCAGAUCUCCGGACUGAAUCUCUGAAUGCAUAAUUUCUCUGUGUAGAUUUCUUUAGAAAAUAGAAAUGCGUCUCCUAAUUUAGUAAAGGUGGCAUUUUCAAUCUGACAAGAAGCCUUUUCUACAGCUGGAAUGACAUCUACUGGACCUCUUAAGGUCCUUACACACCAGGACCGAUGCAAAUAUACAACGUGAAAUUAUGAAAUAUUCGGAGGCAAGUUUUGACGCGCCUGACUAUACACAUCAAGCGCGAUGUAAUUUUGCGACUUUCGGGGGGGAAAAAAGACGCAUCCCGGGUGGAAGUGAGAAGACUGAAACAACAGACUUACUGUUUUUAAGUUCUGAUUAGACACUAGUGUUGAGAUGGCUGUCUGUCAUGAUAGCAUGUACUGAUUCGGGGCCAGUACCAGAUAAGAUAGAGAUAGAGUAGAAUGGGUGCGGAUGGUGCAAUAACGGCUCAGGGUAGAAGCCGUUUUUCAGUCUGUGAGUUUCUCCUUGAGGAACAGUUCAAGCAGAUGGUGGCCAGGAUGGGGUGAGUCUCUGAGUAUGCUUCGGGCUCUUUAGAGACAGUGUGCAUUAGAAAUGAACUCAAAAGAGUGAGUUUCUGGGCAGAGUGUAUGACCCUGGGAGCACUUUCUUUUCAGCAGCAGUGCAACUGGCGAACCAGAGCGUGAUGCUGUAGUACAGCACUGACUCGAUGGAGCAGCGAUAGAGGGACACCGACAGACUCUUCACCAAGUCAGUCUCUGUUGGGGCUUUGUCAGGAGUAUGACUCUAAAACAGGUUGUAAGGACUGGUGGAGGUGGAGACUGAAGGUUAUGCCAUAUUUCCACAUGAAAGUUUAAUGUGGCCUCAAAGUCAGAUAACUUGACACAGGAACAAAAGGAGUUUGGAACAGGACUGCUGGGUGUAAGACAAAUAACAGCUCCUCUGUCUGGAGGUCAAAACACUGAAUAUCGUCUCCAUUAGAUCAAUCCAGUAUUGUGUUGAAGCCAAUAUCUUUGGUUUAACACACAGAUUAUUAAAACACAAUACAAACCAUUGAAGGCACACUGACUUCAGACAGAAGACACCCUAAAUAGUCACCUCCGACUGAGGUGUCUCCCAGCAGAAAUGACAGUGAUGGACGGAGACAAAUGACUCUAUUUUAAAACCCUGGUCAUCUUCUCUUUUUAGAACAACAGAAUUUGAUUUAGAAACAGAGAAAACACAACAAAUCAGAUGUUAAAGCUGAAAAACUUAAUUGGUUAUAUAUUGCUUAUUGGUUAUAUAUUGGUUAUAUUUUAUUUAUAUAUAUUUGUUUUUUAAUUUGAUAUCAGCAACAUGUUUGUAAAAGGUUAUUAGAGAAACAACCAAACAGGUAAAAAGUAGGGCUGAUUUAAAAAAAAAAAAUUAUGAAGUUAUAUAUAUACAGUAGAUAUCUACAGUAGAUAUCUACUGUAUAUUGUAUACUGUACAUAUACUGUUGGCUACUGCUCUUCACGCCGACAGGAAGACCGACUGAUCAAACUUGGUGCAUCCGCGUCUUAACUCACAUUACCCAUUUCCGGUCCGGUCUCAUCUGGAGACAUGCAGCUGCCUCAGAAAGAGAAGUAGCUCGAUCAAGUAAUGUGUGCUGUUGUUUAUUCUACCAUUACUGACACGGCUAACAGUGUAGCAAGGCUAAUAGCAGAUGGCUAACUCUUGCAUAUUACAUGGUGCUUCACCAUUAACUCGGCGUGACCGAGACCAGCACAGCGGGAAACAUUGUGAAGUGGGUUGAUCUGAAACUUGUUGACUUAUUGUGUAUUUCACAAACUGGUUUAUUUACCAUUGAGGUGGACCACUCUCCUCUGUGCGUCCCUGUGAGGUAGUUAGUGGAUGAAGAUUGUCAUGAGGUCGCUGCGCCAUCUACAGGAUAAGUCGGGGAUCUUUUCAAAUGGCGAAACAUUUUCGAAGUGAAACCGAAUCUUAUUUUUCGCAUUUUUUUCUGAAUAUAUCAGCGAAAAUUGGCAAGUUUUGGCUGAUUACCGAUUAGUCUCAAACGGGCUAAAAUUGGCCGAUUUAAUCGGUUCGCCGAUAAAUCGGUCGGGCCCUAGUAAAAAGUUUUGUGAUGCUAAAAAAAAAAAAAAAGCUGGAGGAACAUCUCCAACUGAUGAGGUUAGUCACAUGACUUGGUAUAAAAGGGCAUUCAGAGAGGCUGAGUCUCUCAGAAGGAAAGAUGGGAAGAAGUCCACCACUCUGUGAGAGACUGUGUGAGCUAAUAGAUCAGCAGUUUCAGAAUAAUGUUCCUGAGAGUCAAAUGUGAAAGAAUGAGUGGGUUUUAUCAUCCAUAGAACAUCAUAUCAUUAAAGAUUCUGAUAAUCUAGAGAAAUCUCUGUACUAAAGGAACAAAGACCAAAAUCAAGACUGGAUGGUCCUGAUCCGUAUCCUCAGACCCUCAGCCUGCAUUAUAAACACUCAGGACUCUGUAGUGGGAACCACUGCAUGAACCUCCAAAAAUAUAUGAAUCCAGUUCAUCACUGCAACCACAAAUGAAGUUAAAACUGAACCAUGCAAAAAGAAAACCAGAUAUAAACAUAAUCCAGAAACACCAGAGACUUCUCUGAACCUGAGUCCAUUUGAGCUGGAAUGAGGUGAAGAGGAAAACCGUCCCAUGGUCCGACCAAUCAAAGUCUGACAUUGUUUCUGAAAAUAUUGGAUCCAGUUCAUCCAAGAAUGAGAGUGACCACCUGGCUUGUUCUCAGCUCUCAGUUCAAAGCCAGCAUCCCUGAUCGUAUUAGAGGUGUUUAUGACAUGGACGGCUUACACAAUAGUGAGGUGAACACGUCCCUGUACCUUUUUUUGAAACAUGUUGCUGUAAUCAAAUCCAUAUUGGCAAACAUGUUCAGUGUCGACUUUGGAUUUGUUGUCUUUGAACAGUGGUUCUCAAGUCCAGUCCUCGAGGCCCACUGUCCUGCAUGUUUUGGAUGUUUCCCUGCUCCAACACACCUGAUUCAAAUGAUCAGCUCGUUAUUAAGCCAUUGCAGAGCUUGAUAACGAGCUGAUCAUUUGAAUCAGGUGUGUUGGAGCAGGGAAACAUCCAAAACAUGCAGGACAGUGGGCCUCGAGGACUGGACUUGAGAACCACUGUCUUUGAAUAUUGAUACAGUUUUCAAACCAUUAAAAUCUAAUUUCAUUUUUUUUUCAGUAACACUUGACUCCGUGUUUUUGGGAUGGGGUUGUUCCUGUAUUUACUGGGUAGUUUUUUACAUGUCUGCAAACAGAGUAUCUGAUGCGUUAUGCAGAAAGACUGUCCCUAAUCCUGAACUUUUCUUACCUUGCAGUGGACUCAUCCAAACUAGGAGUCGCUAACUCUCCGUCAGCCAAAGGGGCCUUUUCAAAUAUGCCGCCAGUCAGAACGGCAGACACCAGCAGGACGCAGGAUUGAAAAUAGACGGAUGAAGGAGGAGGAGGAGGAGGAGGAGAUGGAGAUGUGAAGGGAGAUAACAGAAUGAGCAAAGAGAAGGUGAAAAAGCAGAGACAGAGAAAGAUGAAACCUGCACCACCACCCUCUCACCCCCCGGGUGUCUGAGUUGGACCUGAUUGGACUGGCGAUGAUUUGUGACUCCACUCAGAGUGCAGUGACAGCUGAAGCAGGCAGUGGCUGUUUAGAAUGGGCCCCCCAAGCCCCUCCACCAUGGUUAGAAAUAACAGGAGGCCUGCAGAGGAGAGUGAAUGGGAGUGAGUGUAAGACCUGGCAUCUGUAAUGCCCAUAAAUGCCUGUAAUGUGUGUGUGUGUAUGUAUGUUUGUGUGUGUGUGUCUGUGUGUGUGUGAUCAUCCAACUGUUCAGCUCGUUUGGAAGCUUUGAAAUGCUGCAAUAAAAAGCUUGUGCGUCGUCCAGCUGAGUGAAAGAAUAUUUGUUUCCUAACGAGGAGAGACAGCGCUGAUUCUUGAGAAGAUGGUACCGAUCCUCAGGUCCAUGUUCGCGGGUUGCAUGAUCCUUUCAUUUAGCUUCAACAUAAGGAACACAUGCACAAUCUGAUAAGUUGCAUAAAACCUUUUGAACUGUGGUGCACUUUAAUUGAGCUGCUCAGCAGGUCAGUCACACCAAUCAAUGCCUUCCCGCUGCCAUCUGCUGCACGCCACGUCCAUCAAACACCACUCUGCUCCAUGACCAGAUCUGAACCAACCGAGGACCUUCACUGAAUCUCUGUUUCUUUUCUCUUACAUAAAAAUCCAGCAGAGCUGUUUGGACAGAGGCCAGCACAGUGUGCAUAUUUUAGUGUGUUUAACAUUCACAUAAGUGUGUGUGAGUGUGGUUGGGCAGCGGGGGGUGCUCCGGAUCUGUUCGCAGAUGCACUUUGAGCUGAUGGAUGCCAGCAGCUGCCUUACCGUUUUACAGAGUGACGUGUUGGUGGGUGAGAAGGGCCGGGGCAGGAAUGUGAAGCGCUCGGCUGUUCUCCCUCUGUCAUGUCCUGGGAGAGCGGCGCUAUUUAUACCCGUCUGUCUAUCGAUCUGUUCAGAUCUGUUUUUAUCUCACUGCUCGCUGCUUCACACACCACAUAGGCCGGCUUUUUAUUCCAGAAGAACAGAACAGAGUCACAUUAAGAAAACCAACCUCUGAUUUAAAGGUUCAUGAAAAGAACAGGACUUUUUAUGGGUACAGGAGGUGUAAUGUUUUUUUUUUAAAAGCUAAAAUUCUUUCUUUUUAAUAAAGUCAGCCUUCUUUUAGUGUGACUCACACUUAGGUUAGAUAUAAAAGUUAGCAUAUUUAGAAACACUCCCUCUCAGCUCUCUCUCCUUUGACUAAACCUAACGCUUUGAGCACUUUAAACAGGAACACUACUGUUAGUCCCAUGUUCAGCCAGCUUUACACUUCUCUGUCAACAGUCAGGAGCAACAGAGUCUGCUCUACCCCGCCCAAACACUAAUCGGUAGUGUGAUUUCUAUGCUGGUCAUACCUUCAGUUUCUGGAUCCACUUUGCUCUUGGCCUGUUUACACACAGAAACUUUGAACCUGAGCAAAGCAUGUCAGAGAUGGAGAAUUGUGGAUAUAUGGUUGCUGAAUUAGUGUGGACAGAGUUCGGAGAUGCCUUUGCGCUUGCUGUGUAUGUUUCGACUCUGCUGACCAAUCAUGGGGGUUAUUGUCUGCAUUACUCCGGCGUGUACCUACAGUUAUAAGGAGGUACAUUUCAGGAAUUUGCAUGGGUACAGGGAUACACGUAGGAGCAUAGAUAUGAUGCAGAAGUAUAGAUCGGGCCUAAAUCUGAUUAAAUACUGUAUAUAUAUAUAUAUAUAUAUAUAUAUAUAUAUAUAUAUAUAUAUAUAUAUAUUAUAUAUUAUAUUAUUAUAUAUAUGUAUAUGUAUAUAUAUAUAUAUAUAUAUAUAUAUAUAUAUAUAUGUAUGUAUAUGUAUAUAUAUGUAUAUAUAUAUAUAUAUAUAUAUAUGUGUGUGUUUUCUCCCCCCUGAUUCAAAUGAUCAGCUCGUUAUUAAGCCAUUACAGAGCUUGAUAACGAGCUGAUCAUUUGAAUCAGGUGUGUUGGAGCAGGGAAACAUCCAAAACAUGCAGGACAGUGGGCCUCGAGGACUGGACUUGAGAACCACUGAUUCAGAGGAUCACAUAAAAAUGUGUGGCCCUUGUUUGGAGGUAAAGUAAACAGUGUGGUCAUCUUUAAGUUUGCAGCUCUGAGUUAAGUUUAAGUUCUGAAGUUGUGUUUAGUGUGCGAGUCACACCUGGGGGAAGAUAGUCAACUCGACUCGAGUAAUCCCGACGUAACUGUUCUCACUGACCCUGGCUGAGGAGGUCAUACUGAACAGUCCCAUAGAGCCAAUUAUCAAUCAACCCAGAGUUACUCUGAGCAUGUUCUCAGAAAGGGGCCGGGGUUAGACUCGUGACCAAUCACAGUCACAGAUUCAACGCAUUUUUCAAACAGAGCAAACUGAGGUCAAAGCUCCUGUGACGAGUGUUCUUGACUUGUAUAAAACAGACUGAGAUUUAUAUUAAUGCUUUUCAUGAUCAAGGCCAUCAGGGACAAGGUGGGCCAAUUUUCAUCCUUAAAACUGGUGUGAGCACUACUUAAGAGUAUAGAAGAUACUCAUACACAAUGAGUAAGAGAUGAAUUUUUAGACGCCUGUCUGCGUCUGUAUGUUGGCUAUGUACGAUUAUCCUAAACGUCACCUAUAGCUCAGGUGUUCAGCCUGAGUGCCGCAGGAAGAAGUGAGCCACCUCCAUCGUACUGAAAAGACUGCUGUCAGUUCACGGAUAUGUCGGCCUAAAAAUCAUCAGCUAAAUAUUUCCUCUCUUUGCUGUGAGCUGAUGUUUACGGGGUCCUCUGCUGAAGGACUGCAGUCAUCUUCAGCAGUCAGAGUGAGGAAGACGAGUGCCGUUUGGAGUAAAUCACAGUAGUUCUCUGUAUAUGUUGAUAUUUUUAUGACAUUGAUUACUUUAACUUGGAACGUUUAAAAUUUGCAGUGCUCUAAGUACAGAAAAAUUAUGUGAAGUAGAGAGAAAACUGAGUGCUGGUGAUGAAUAUUAUUUAUUGAUUGAUCUGUUUGUACGUUUGGUGAUUAUACUGAAUAACAGGAUAGCUGCAGUGAGCAACACGCUCUCAUGAUUGAUGUAAAAACUACAGAUACUGUAGAUAUGCUUUAUUCGUGCUUUGUCUUUUAUGACUCAUUUGAAUGCAGAUUUAGGGGUCAGGAAAAAAUUAGGGUGAGAAUCUUUUUUUUUUUUGUAAAUACAGGCUGUGUGAGGCUAGUUUUCAGAGAGUUUGAUUGUCUUGAUUUUCUCUGAUGAUUUUUUCUAUUUGAAGUGAGUGAUUUCUGUUUUUUCAGCUGUGUUGAAUUUAACUGAUUGAUUGAUCGUUGACUAAUAUGCAUGAUGACAUGUCGGAUUUAUUUUUGUGUUUGGAUUAAGUUUACAGAUUUGGACUCAAUGUGGAGUUUACUUUGGGAGAAGACAAAGUCUAGUUUUAAAGGUGUUUCCACAAUGGGGCGUUAGGUUGUGAUUGUGGUGCAGAGUUUGGAUAUCAGAGUAAAGUUUUCUGCAAAGUUUGAGUGUCUUUGUGUAGGUUAGGCUGCAGGGAGUUACAUUUACAGAGUGAAACGUCCAGAUUUCUUGUUGAGUUUGUAGUGUCAGCCUGAAAUGCUGCUGUUUGGGUUGUAUUGUUUGUUAAUAAGAAAGAAGUGAAUCAAAGGCUCAUCACCCUUUGUAAAGGACCGUGAGAACCAUGAGACCAUCCCCUUGAUUCUGAUAGAAAAAUAAAUAAAUAAAAAACCUCAAGGUAUAUCAGUAGUUCCCUUUAAUAAAUAACAUUGAAUCAAACAGAGAUAGGAGCUCAUGUUUAUUUCAAUCUGCUGCAGAUUUCACCCUGUUGGCUGGAGUAACUGAUUUAAACACAAACAUACAUGGGAGUUAUAUGAGCUGUUAUUCAUCUUUACUAAUUCUUUAGAUCAGUGGUUAUUAACUGGUCUCACUAUGGGACCCACAUUUUCCCAUGGUCCUUAAGUCGCAACCCACUUUUAUAGAAUUCAAACCAAGUAAAUUAAUCAUUUUAAUUAAAAAAAACCUUUAAAGACUCUAAUCUGUAACAUAAAUCCACUUGAUUUAUUGAGUGAAGUGCCUUUCAGAGCACAUGAAGGGGACAACAUGAGGACGACAACUACUGAAGUUGCGUGUACAGCAAAUUUUGAAUAUCUAUUAAAAAUAUCGCAUUAAAUAUUUACUUUUUUGACCGGCUGUUCGUGACCCAUCCAGAACGUGUCCGUGACCCACUUUUGGGUCGGGACCCACCAGUUGAAAACCACUGCUUUAGAUAUUAGGAAACUAAUGGAAACAUUACCUGGAAAGAUGAGUAAGUAAUAUAUACUGUGACUCUGCAAAGGUUUUUCUUUUUGUUUUUUCUUUUUUUUUUAACAUGAGAAAGAAAACUAUUUAAUUGUGGUAAAUGGUGUAAAAUGAACAAAAUCACAGUUUGAAUUUCAUUUAAAUUCAAGAUGAUUUUCUGUCUCUUUUACAAGUAAAAAUACUGCAGAUAUGUUUGAAAUUAUGUAAGAAUCACUGCUCACAUACUCCCAUCCAUCCUUUAUACCGUCAGAAAGUGUGUCCACUAGAGGGCACCUGACAAGUCAAAAAGUAAGAAAAAUAAAUAAAUAAAUAAAAACAAUGAGUGUGGUUUUGACCUGCUCUUUUUUGGAAAGCAUCUUGGGCUAACGACUGUUGUGAUUUGGCGCUAUAUAAAUAAAAUUUGAUUUGAUUGAUUGCUUGAAUUUGAAAAAGUGAGGAAGGUGUCGAUUCUGUUGAAACAAAGAUGUGCCACUGGUUAAGUAACAUCAUUAACAACAUAUUUACGGUUUCUAGCCAACAUACACGGUCUGUUCCAGGUGCUAGUGACCCCCCCCCCCAAAAAAAGGUGCAAAAUUUGAUGUUUGUUGAAAGUAGGAGUAUUAUUUUAAUCCUGGUUUUCAAUCCAAUUGAAGCAGAAAGUGACCUUUUGAUGAGUGAAUGAAGUACGACAAUAAUGGUGCUUUUGAUGUGUGUAGAGCAGAGUUAUUUUUUAGUAUUAUAUUUAUUAUUGAAGGAAAGUUGAAUUUAUUUGGCAGGAAGAACAGAUUGAUAGAGUCGACCUGAACUUGAUGGUUUGUCUUUAGUUUUUGUUGGAGGACAGGCAGAGUGAGCAGAGAAGGUGAUGUGUUGGUUAUAUUUUCAGCUAUGUGCGUUAACAGAGUGGGAGGAGGAAGGAAGUCCUGGGUUAGAGGGUUAAAGAUAAUCUGAACUGUAUGUGUCUUUUAAUAUACUGUUGUAAAAUCAGAGCUGGGCACACAACUGUUGCUCCAUGAAGCCUUAAACAUUAAUACACAGAUGUUAUUUGAAAACAGUUAUCAAAUCAUUCACUUCCUCCCACCACCAGUGACCUCCGAACUCAUUGCUUUGAAGUAAUCUGUGGAUUUUUGGAGAUGAUAUGAUUGAAUCUGUUACUGGUCUUGGAUUAUGAGUUCCCGUACGGAGCAUCAUAACUGGUUGUUAAUGUUAAUUCAAACAGAGUCGACAGACUGACAUCAAUGUUGACAUCUCUGAUAAAGUUACAUUUCUGAUCAGCUGUGGGUGAAACCAGUCCGGUCUCAGCGCUGCCUGCAGUAGACUCCCUCUAAAAGAACAUGUCUCAGGAUGUCAAAACAGAACAACAGGGAUAAAUGCAUCUGUUUCAGUGACUUUACUAAAGCACCGCAGAUGUGUUUGUGCAAAUCCUUCAGCUCAACUUGAACUUUGACCAGACUGUGAGCAUGCGGCAGGGCUGACCUGAACAUUACAGACGAGCUCUGUUAUAAUCAAAGCACAAAUAGGUGCAUACAUUAAUUAAACACAGAUUGAUGUCAGUCAUGAAUCUUUUUUUUUUUAUCUUGUAUUUUUCUACUUAAGGAAAAAAGUCUCCAAAUAGUAUUUUCCCAAAGUCUGUCACAGUGACUCUCCUCAGGUCAAGUGUUUGCAUCAGGACAAACAGAUGCAAACACUCAUUGUUAAAAAAAGAAAACUUUUCUAAGUUGUUUUAUAUUCUCACUCAAAGACAAACAGACCUAUGAUUGAAUAUGAUCAUUGAAAUCAACAUCAUGAUGUGCUUAUUUCAUAAAAACAUCAUGAAGACGUGUCGAUGAUGGUGAAAUUACAGCCAAAUCUAUUUAUUACCAUUAAUCACAGUGAAAAAGUGUCUUCAAAACAUGCUUAAAGUCCGUCCACUGUCAUAAAGUCUCAGGAAUAAUGUAUAGAUGGUUUUAAAAUUCCAGUUUAAAUCUUUUAAUUAUCAUCAUAACUCACUAAAGAUUUGAUAAUGAUUGUGAAAUUACAGUCAAACUGUUUGUAGAUGUCAGAAAACAAUAAAAAUAUGUUGAUCAUUACAGGUCACAGAAAAAAAUGGGUCACUGUGGUUGACUUGGUAAAAAUCUGGUUGACUCCAUACAAUGACUGUAUACUUUGAUGGAUUCUCAUUUCAACUCGGUAAAAAUGGGGUAACAGUUGAUUUAAUGGGGAUUUAAAUUGCUCAUUGUCUUUAAAUCAGACGAAAAAUCUGUAGUUGGUCAAGAGACCAUGAUAGAAAUCUGUCUGCCAUCAUUAAGUUACAGUUAAAACCAGUUAGAUCCUGCUUAAAUCCAGCGUCUGUCUCACAACCAAUCAGGUUGGGGGAAAAGGAGAAUGGCUUUGUUUACAGUCAGAAAGAGCGGGACGCUCAAAAAAUGUAAACUGUUGACUACACAGACAUAACCAAACACAGCGAUAUCAUUAUAUCCUCAAAUGUCAUCAAUAACUAAUAACUAUUGACUGGUAUUAAAAGCUUUUUUGUAUAAACGCCACAAAAAAAAAAAGAUGCUUUUUUCACAGAUUCCUGCCUACCCUACCUUUAAGUCUAUAAAGUUUGCAGUCUGAUGAGGCUCCAGCUCUGAUCAGUAUCUGUUGUCCAUUGACGUUGACUUUUUCGUGCUGACGGUCCUCCUCAAACUAGAGCAUUUCUCAGUAUUUUGGGCUUUGAACCCUCAGCACAGUAAGACCCUCAUCUUACUCAGCCCUUUGUUGGUAAUACUGCCCUCUUCAUCACACUGCUACGCUUGUCAAUGUCACAUGUUGAUUAUGAACCAAUCAGAAUCAAGAAGUGGGCAGACUUUAGACAUCAACUUUGUCAACGACAGUGGUGGAUGUCCUUUUACACGAAGAAAAACAAAACUGCGGCUGAUGUCCAUGGGGUUUCUUUCUGCUGUUUUUAUGAUUUCUCUUUCACUGGAAAUUUUGACUGCAAACCAUGACUUCACCUAACAAACCAACACUAUUCCUGAUCUGAACACUCACCUGCUCAAGUCGGGUUCAGGUAUGAGGAUGAAGUAAUAAGGUUGAUGAUGUAAGAGGAAGACUGAGAGGAGAAAGGGGUGGAGGAUGAUAGUUUGAAUAAUGUUUUUAAGGAGUUGAAGGAUUCUCAUCAGAAAAGUCUUUAAUUUAUUUAUUUUAUUGUUUUAAAAUUUUAAUCAUUGGCUGUAACCUGCUCAUCAGCUCAGCUUUAGGAAAAAAAAAACAGGUGAUGUUUUAUUAGAUGAGUGAAUGAAAUAAUCUCUUUAAACUGGAUUGUACAGGUUAGUUUCUGUUGGUUCUGCCUGAUGUGCCACAGUCUUUCUUGUUUUUCUGCAGGACGAUGGAUGAGUACUAACGUGUAAAACCUUCUCUUUGUAUGAUGUUUGAUCUUUAAGGCUCUUUAAAGCCUGUUUUUUUAAACUCUUCAGGAAUGUCUUUGGAAUAUCUGGUCUGACUGCACAUGUUAUCUAAGACUUACCUUACAGGACAGCUUCGUUGUAUUUUGACCGUUGUUUCUAUGAAGAUGAAUUAAAAAUGUGGGUUUACUUUAAGUCUUGCAUGGUGUGGUUUUUGUCCAACAUGUAUAUAAAAACCUAUACUACCAAUAAAAACACUGACUUUACUAAA